Molecule: messenger RNA, 87340 nt
Organism: Pelobates cultripes (western spadefoot toad)
Lineage: Eukaryota; Metazoa; Chordata; Amphibia; Anura; Pelobatidae
Source: the annotation of a GenBank genome assembly
GAGCUCAGACAGAGAGCAGCUUGUACAGCGCUGCAACGGGGGGAGAGACUGCCUGUACACGGGGGGAGAGACUGGCAGAGCCCGGAAACAUGAGACUGGCAGAGCCCGGGAUGAUGAGGAUGGCAGAGCCCGGGAUGAUGAGGAUGGCAGUGCCCGGGAUGAUGAGGAUGGCAGUGCCCUGGAGGCUGGCAUUAUUGGUGUUGGUGCUCUGGCCAGGCACAGUCUGUGCCCAGGAGUUGCCCACUAAUGGAGUGAAUGGGUACAGCCUGCACCCUCCAUACUUCAACCUGGCAGAGGGCACCAAGAUCUCGGCCACUGCCACCUGCGGAGAGGGCGAGGCUGGCAGAGCCAUGGAGGAGCUUUACUGCAAGCUGGUGGGGGGACCAGUGUCAGGGGACCCCAGCCAGACCAUCCAGGUACCCAGACUAGGGCGAGUGGGGGGGUGGGGGGGGGCACAACGUAUUGGUGGGCACUACCUAAAUCUUGGGUCACACUAACAAAAUCUGGGGUCACACUUCCUAAACCUUGGGUCAAUGGAGGGUCAUACUACCUAAAUCUGGGGUCACACUUCCUAAACCUUGGGUCAAUGGAGGGUCAUACUACCUAAAUCUGGGGUCACACUAACAAAAUCUGGGAUCAAUGGAGGGUCAUACUACCUAAAUCUGGGGUCACACUUCCUAAACCUUGGGUCAAUGGAGGGUCAUCCUACCUAAAUCUGGGGUCACACUUCCUAAACCUUGGGUCAAUGGAGGGUCAUACUACCUAAAUCUGGGGUCACACUUCCUAAACCUUGGGUCAAUGGAGGGUUAUACUACCUAAAUCUGGGGUCACACUAACAAAAUCGGGGGUCAAUGUUGGGUCAUACUACCUAAAUCUGGGGUCACACCUAUUAAACCCCUGGUCACAGGAUGGUUACACUACCUAAACAAGGGGGUCACACCUAUUAAACCCCUGGUCACAGGUUGGGCAACCUGCCUAAAUCUUGGAUCACACUACCUAACCUGUGAAUCACUGGAAGGUCAUACAAACUAACACAAUCUGAAGUUAUACUAACAAAAAAUUGGGGGCACACUAACUAAACUUCGAGCCAUACUACUUUAACCCAGCGUCACACUACCUAAACUAAGGGUCACUGGAGGGUCACACUACCCAAAUCUGGGUUCAUACUAGCAAAAUCUGGGGUCACAUUACCUAAAUCUGGGGUCACACUAACACAAGCUGAUGUUACACUAACAAAAAUGAGGGUCACUUUACCUAAAUCCAGGGUCACUGGAGGGUCCCACUGCCUAAAUCUUUGGUGACAUUACAAACCUGGGGUCACAUUAUCUAAAUCUGGGUUCUCUGGAGGAUCACGCUACCUGAACCCGGGAACACAGGUGAUGGCAUUACCUAGCCAUGGGGUCACUGGAGGAUUCUGUUAACUAAAACUGGGGUCACACUAUCUGAAUCAGCAGUUAUUGGGGGAGUGAGGGGUGUCACACUACCUAAACCUGAAGUGAUAAGGGUUUACACUACGUAAUGAUGUCUCCAUACCUGAACCUAGAGUUACACAACCUAAUUCUGGGUUCACUGCGGGGUCCACACUACCUAAGCCUAGAGUCACUAGGAGAAUUACAACACAUAAAACUGGGGUCACUGGGUGGCCACGGUACCUAAACCUGGUGUCAUACUACCUAAACAUUGGUGUUUACAAAACAACUAUAAAUUUGGGGUAGCCAUGCUAUUUAGAAUUAUGGGUGUGCAGACCGUAAUAUUCCUGUUUGUGGCAUUACAUGGUUGCAUUUUCUUGGGGGUGCAUGGCUGUGAGUAUGGUGGCAUUGGCUGGUGGUUAAGGCUUUGAUUUCUUAAGAAGUAUUUUGAUAUUACGUAGUGUGGGCAUAGCUAUUCUGGCGCUGCACAACAGUUAUAUAACAUAAAUCGUGUCUAUGGGAACAUGGGCGAGGGGGGGGGUCUGGAAAAUACCUGAGCCAACCACUAUCCAUCUGUACCCCAAUAUAAUCCCACUAGGUAUAGUUUAGAAUUGGGAGUCUAGUUACACGCCUGUUGUUUCUUUAUGUUAGACACACAGGGCUAUUCGCUAAAACACUUUUAAAGCAAAAUACUCAAAUUGGAGGGAUAUAUUCCCAGUUCUAUUUUGGAUUUAAAUGUGAAAUUCACUUUGAGUUCCAAGCAAUUCCUUCUAUAGUGAGCAGCUCUGUCAGGUUCAAGAUUCAUUUAAUGCAGGUGAACAGGAUAUGUAACCAAUUUAAGAUUGCCUCAUAAAGCCCUGCUUUAAAAUAGGUGUGUUACUUAUAAAGCACCAUCACUGGAGAGUGGAAGAUCGAGGGAUUUUAAUCACUAAAAAAUUCUCAAAAUAGGACAAAUGAUUAAUAUUGCCAAAAGAAAACAAAAAAACCUAUAUAUUUGAAUGAUUUGCUUAAUUUAAAAAAAAAAGAAUUGUGAAAACGCUUCAAUUACACAGCAAAACGUCAUUCUGACGGUGGCGGAAAGAAUUGCCAGUCACGCUACUAUUCGGACAAAAAAAAGAAAAGAUGCUGUACAAGGCUGUCAGGAAGGGCGCAGACAAUGCAAAAUAUUUACCCAAAAUGAAAAUGCGUCAAAGUUUUGGUGUGGAAGAAGCUGCAUCACUGUUAACGCAUAACCCCAUUUUAGUGUAAUUUCACAUGGUUUUUAUUUUCUUCUAAUCACCUGGAAGGCUUAACCCUUUCCACCCUGUCACUGGUGUAUUUGGGGUUUCUCUUACUCGAGUCCUUAAAGGUGAUGGGGUUGUGGUAAUGAGAAUGAUUUUAAUCUCAUUUUAUUUCUCACUUUUACAGACUAUUCAUUAGAAGUUCUCACUUCUGCGCCCCGUGUCCUGGAUCAGUUUUAAUGAUACCAGUAGAUGAGGAAGGGUAGAUGGAGUCAGGUCGAGUCCUGAAAAAUAUUGAUAAACAUUUAACAUGUUCACUAGCCCUUGGACACAUGUUUUUCUCUGCGUUGGGCAGGGAAUGAAAAGAGCUGCCCCAGGGCAUGUAAUCUGCUGGAGGAGGGAAUUAAUUUAUCUAGAAGGGAUCAAUAAGAACAGAAUAUGAAUCCUACAUACUACAGGGCAUCAAGCUAAGCUGGAUCUGGUAACCCUGCAUGCCAACCCUGGACAAAACCCAAAAACAUAUCGGGAAACUUUUGGGCCAAAAUAGACAAUACAGGCAUGAUCAGCCCUAGAUUCAGCCUCGUUCAGUUGACCCCUAUUCUGUGUGGUCAGGAGCUGUUUGAAUGACAGGCGUAGUGAUGGGUGGCGGUCGCCCCUGUUUGGGUUUCCCCUGCAGGCCCUGGUGUCGGUGAUUUUGCUAAUGAUCUCUUUGAAUGCUUAUCUGCUCUCCCUUUGAAGUCUGAGAGGAAAGUGGGUGCCUUUAAAGCUGCAGUAUCUAAUCAUGGUGUGGGUGCGGGCAUCUAAUGGAUAUUUUGUGAUGUUUUCUUAAUUGGUGGGGGAUCUCACCGCAGCAUGCUUGAGUUACGGUAUACGAGCUAGGAUAAUAUGUAGAUAACAAAGGACUACAUAGGCAUGCUUUCCUGGACAGAGAUCACGUGUACAUGAAAAGUGAUGCCUUGUGAUUUGGGGAGAUUCUGACGCUGCGAUAUUUGUAGACUUUAUAAAUGCAAUAUUCAAUUUCUACACACAGCGCGUCCUUGCUGUCUAUAAUACUCGCAUUACGUAUAACGUCUCCCAGAGCGCCCUAUAACAGCUCCCUACAACUUCUCCCAGUACGCCAUGUAACAGCUCCCUAUAACUCCUCCCAGUGCGCCAUGUAACAGAUCCCUAUAACUCCUCCCAGUACUCCAUGCAACAGCUCCCUAUAACUCCUCCCAGUGCGCCAGGUAACAGAUCCCUAUAACUCCUCCCAGUACUCCAUGUAACAGCUCCCUAUAACUCCUCCCAGUACGCCAUGUAAAAGCUCCCUAUAACUCCUCCCAGUACUCCAUGUAACAGAUCCCUAUAACUCCUCCCAGUACGCCAUGUAACAGAUCCCUAUAACUCCUCCCAGUACGCCAUGUAACAGAUCCCUAUAACUCCUCCCAGUACACCAUAUAACAGCUCCCUACAACUCCUCCCAGUACGCCAUGUAACAGAUCCCUAUAACUCCUCCCAGUACUCCAUGUAACAGAUCCCUAUAACUCCUCCCAGUACGCCAUGUAACAGAUCCCUAUAACUCCUCCCAGUACUCCAUGUAACAGAUCCCUAUAACUCCUCCCAGUACUCCAUGUAACAGAUCCCUACAACUCCUCCCAGUCCGCCAUGUAACAGAUCCCUAUAACUCCUCCCAGUACUCCAUGUAACAGCUCCCUAUAACUCCUCCCAGUGCGCCAGGUAACAGAUCCCUAUAACUCCUCCCAGUACUCCAUGUAACAGCUCCCUAUAACUCCUCCCAGUACGCCAUGUAACAGCUCCCUAUAACUCCUCCCAGUACUCCAUGUAACAGAUCCCUAUAACUCCUCCCAGUACGCCAUGUAACAGAUCCCUAUAACUCCUCCCAGUACUCCAUGUAACAUAUCCCUAUAACUCCUCCCAGUACGCCAUAUAACAGAUCCCUAUAACUCCUCCCAGUACGCCAUAUAACAUAUCCCUAUAACUCCUCCCAGUACUCCAUGUAACAGAUCCUCUCUAUAACCUCCCAGUACCCACAUGUAACAGAUCCUCUAGCCAAUUCUCCCAGUCCGCCAUGUAUCAGCUCCCUGAAAACUCCUUCCAGAGCAACAUGUAACAGCUCCCUAUAACUCCUCCUAGUACGCCAUGUAACAGAUCCCUAUAACUCCUCCCAGUACGCCAUGUAACAGCUCCCUAUAACUCCUCCCAGUACGCCAUGUAUCAGCUCCCUAUAACUCCUCCUAGUACGCCAUGUAACUCCUUCCAUAACUCCUCCUAGUACGCCAUGUAACAGAUCCCUAUAACUCCUCCCAGUACUCCAUGUAACAGCUCCCUAUAACUCCUCCUAGUACGCCAUGUAACUCCUUCCAUAACUCCUCCUAGUACGCCAUGUAACAGCUCCCUAAAACUUCUCCCACAGCGUUGUGAAAUAGCUCCCUAUAACACCGCCUAACACACCAUGUAACCCCCUCCAUUACUCCUUCCAGAGCGCCAUAUAACAGCUCCCUACAACUCCUCCCAGUACGCCAUGUAACAGAUCCCUAUAACUCCUCCCAGUACUCCAUGUAACAUAUCCCUAUAACUCCUCCCAGUACGCCAUAUAACAGAUCCCUAUAACUCCUCCCAGUACGCCAUAUAACAUAUCCCUAUAACUCCUCCCAGUACUCCAUGUAACAGAUCCCUACAACUCCUCCCAGUCCGCCAUGUAUCAGCUCCCUGAAAACUCCUUCCAGAGCAACAUGUAACAGCUCCCUAUAACUCCUCCUAGUACGCCAUGUAACAGAUCCCUAUAACUCCUCCCAGUACGCCAUGUAACAGCUCCCUAUAACUCCUCCCAGUACGCCAUGUAACAGAUCCCUAUAACUCCUCCCAGUACUCCAUGUAACAGCUCCCUAUAACUCCUCCUAGUACGCCAUGUAACUCCUUCCAUAACUCCUCCUAGUACGCCAUGUAACAGCUCCCUAAAACUUCUCCCACAGCGUUGUGAAAUAGCUCCCUAUAACACCGCCUAACACACCAUGUAACCCCCUCCAUUACUCCUUCCAGAGCGCCAUAUAACACCUCCCUAUAACUCCUCCUACAGAUCAUAUAUCUCCACUAGUACGCCUUGUGAGCCCCCCAUAACUCCUCCCAGAGCGCUGUGUAGCCCUAUUUCUGUAUGUUGUGUUAACUGACCGUUCUGAUUCUGGUUUUCUAGGGGCAAUACUGUGACGUUUGCAUGGCCAGCAAUAGAGAAAAGGCACACCCAAUUACCAACGCCAUCGAUGGGACAGAACGCUGGUGGCAGAGCCCCCCACUAUCCCGAGGAUUGGAGUUAAAUGAAGUCAAUGUCACUCUGGAUCUCGGCCAGGUUUGUGUCACUUUUAAUUCGAUGCGUCCCCUGGGGUUUUAUUCUGUCUAGAUCCUCUAUGAUGUAUUUCAGGACCUCCUCAAUCAUCUGAUGUUGUAAACAGCUGGUUACUUGACCUGUCAGACAUGUCUUCCUCCAGGGUUAAUGGGGGUCCCCACACCUGUUUUGGGGUUCCUGUGGAUUUAUAUUAUCUCCUAUUUCUGGGUUGCAUUAAAAUGACUCCAUUUUGCUGUGUCCCAUAUGACAUUGCGGGGAGGGAGAUGUCACCUUUCACAUAGCGAGAGCCUCACCCAGGGAUAAUGGCGGUGACAGUCUGCCUCGGGGUAGUGUGAGUAGAUAGUUAUAGUUCAUGGGGUGGUGGAAUAACCCUUACAAAGUUUGUUACAUUAUACGGGGCGAUAACAAGAUAUUUGUGGUGCAGAUAUCAAGCCUUCGUAUGAAAGACAUGGACAGGAAGGUUUUUGGGGUAACAUGGAGAGAGACAGCCAUUUUUGGGGGGGAGGAAUGGGAACAAGCUGCUCUCAGCUUGACUAACAUUGCUGACUGUUUGUCUUUGGCUGCAGUGGAGGAGGAGGAGAGACGGGCAUUUAAUUGUGUUUUAUUGUCCGCUCAGAGCCCCCUCCCCCAACACACGUUCAGGACAUUAAAAGCCAGUUAAGUUCCCAGGCUCCAACUCUGCCACUCAGGGCUGGCUCAGGCCUAGCGCUCUCCGAGAAGUGACCCGUGUGCCCGCUGUGUCGCUCGGCUGGGCAUCGGCUCUCUCUGCAGACACCCACUCACAACCUGCUCCUUGAUUUAAUUAUUCUUUAUAGUUAGUUAUUUUUGUGUGCGUGAUAACUGUGUGAUUAAACCUGGAUGCACAUUAUAAAACAAUCCAAAUAUGACAGCUACUGGUUUUUGUUUUCCUCAUAAUUUAAGAAACAGAGUUUGGAGAUACAUUAUUUUCAUUCUGUGAACUCUCCCUCCCACCACCCCAAAAAAAACAAAAACAAAGGGGAGAUUGUACCCCAAAACUCUUUAAAAUCAGUGUUAAUCUCUAAAGUGAGAAUUUCAACUGAAUUCAAAGUGAAUUUCACGUUUACGGUCAAAGUAGCCGUACUGAAAGCACAGUUUACUGAAUGUCCAGUUUGUAUAGUUUGAACUUAAAUGUAAAAUUCACUUUGAGUCACUGUGAAUUCUCCCUUUAGUACAUAAGACUGUUCGAUAUCACAUACUGUCUGCCAGCGACUUAAAAUAAGGGGAAAAAAAAUCAAAACCUGCGUCUCUCCGUGCGUGUAAAUGGUUUUUAUAAUAUGUAUAUUCUCUUUAAAUUUGUGCUAUGUUAGAAUAUAUACAUAGCCCGGGGAUUUUCACGCCGCCUUUUAGAAUGCAUUUUAUUUGUGUUUCUCCACCGUGCAGUUAUAACUAGACCUAACACCUUAUGUGAUUUCAUAUUUAAGACCAGAGUAGCCAAUAUAAGAGCAUAGCUGAUUUAGAGAAUUUUACCAGUUUGACUAUUUUUGUCUUUAGAUUGUAAAUCCACUUUGAGAUCUCACUUGAGGGUGAAUAACCCUGAGUUUCUCUGAGGCUCUGUAUCGACGUGCGGAGAUAGUGAAAAGGACUCCAAUCCAUGGACUACCUCUCCCAGAACGCUCUGCCAGCCAGUAUACAUGCAGGCAGACGUUAUCCGGUUCUGGAGCGUUUUUGUCCUGAAUUUAUUUGUGCGCAUGCUCUGUUUGUAUUUAAUUUUUGCAGGGAUGGAAAAAGAAUAUAUAGACUCCUAGCUCUUUGAAAACUACAAUUCCCUUGAUCCUUUGCAAAGCUCAAGGUUGGUAACAAUCAAGGCUGGUAUCAAUGGAAUUGUAAAUCUAUAAAUAUAAAACCAGCUUGGAUCUACUAUUAGAGCACUCCUGUUCGACUGGCGUCCACUAUGUGUGUUGCUGUCUCUUUAAAUCCAGACUGCUUAUAAUUACACACCUGUUAAUGUGAUGCAGUACUCCCCUGGCAGUAAGAGGGGGUUACACCAUCUAAGCACGUACUCCCACCGCUAGCCGUUACUGUACGAGUUAUCUCUGGGUCAUACUGACCCCAAUGGGCUGGAAUUCAGGGAAUGUAAGCUCGCUCAGCAACUAUGUAUUUCCUUGUCUAACUUGUGAUUUUUAGGAAAAUCCCUGAAUUUACACUAAUUGCACUGUUUAGAAAGACCGUGCAAUGUUUUUCCUCGCAAGCCUUUUCUAUGAUAAUAAAGUGUGUUGUGUGCGUAUUGCUGGUUACAGUUAAUACUGACUUUAUUCAGUUUUGUACAAACCACGACAUUCCCAUAUUAAUCCGGACGUCUGGUGUCUUGUGAUAGUAGCACCUGCACAGGAUCCGCCGUACCUUUUGUAUAAACAUGAUUACCGUCCAUAAAACCACACGGCGUGGCUCAGGCUUCAUAGGAGACACUCAGAUUAUACUUUAUAAUCUACUAACCUCUCUGUGACAGUCAGGAGGAAUAAACUGAGCCCUGCCUUUCCAUUUCUACCUCUGUGUGUGGUGUCUGUUUUUGUGUCUGUCUCCCUAUCUCUCUGUGCACUGUCUCUGCGUGUGUCUGUCUCCCUAGCUCUCUGUGCACUGUCUCUGCGUGUGUCUGUCUCCCUGUAUGUCUGUGCAGUGUCUCUUUGUGUGUCUGUCUCCCUGUCUGUUUGUGCACUCUUUGUGUGUCUGUCUCCAUAUCUGUCUGUGCGCUGUCUCUCUAUCAAUGUUUCAUUCUGUCUAUUUUUUUCUCUGUCUGUCUAUCUUAGUGUCUGUCUUCCUGUCUGAGUGCUUUCUGUCUUUGUGCCUGUCUCUGUCUUUUGAACUCUGUCUUCUUGUGUUCCGUAUCUCUGUCUGUCUACCUGUCUGUCUUUGUCUGUCUCUCUGUCUUUGAGCCAUCUGUCUCCCAGUCUGUGAUUCUCUUUCUCUGUCCAUCUGUCUCCUUGUCUGUCCAGCAGCUUGUCCUGUUUUAUAAUCUGUCUGUCUGUCUGUCCGGCAGCGAAUCCCGUGUUAUAAUCUGUCUGUCUGUGUCUGUCUGUCCGGCAGCGAAUCCCGUGUUAUAAUGUCUGUCUGUCCAGCAGUGUGUCCCGUGUUAUAAUCUGUCUGUCUGUCUGUCUGUCUGUCCAGCAGUGUGUCCCGUGUUAUAAUCUGUCUGUCUGUCUCUCUGUCUGUCCAGCAGUGUGUCCCGUGUUAUAAUCUGUCUGUCUGUCUCUCUGUCUGUCCGUCAGUGUGUCCCGUGCUAUAAUCUGUCUGUCUCCCUGUCUGUGUGUCAGUGUGUCCCGUGUUAUAAACUGUCUGUCUGUCUCCCUGUCUGUCCGUCAGUGUGUCCCGUGCUAUAAUCUGUCUGUCUGUCUGUCUGUCUCUGUCUGUCCGUCAGUGUAUCCCGUGCUAUAAUCUGUCUGUCUGUCUGUCUCUGUCUGUCCGUCAGUGUGUCCAGUGUUAUAAUCUGUCUGUCUCUCUGUCUGUCCGUCAGUGUGUCCCGUGCUAUAAUCUGUUUGUCUGUCUCUCUGUCUCUCCGUCAGUGUGUCCCGUGCUAUAAUCUGUCUGUCUGUCUCUCUGUCUGUCCGUCAGUGUGUCCCGUGUUAUAAUCUGUCUGUUUGUCUCUUUGUCUGUCCGGCAGCGAAUCCCGUGUUAUAAUCUGUCUCUGUCUCUCUGUCUGUCCGGCAGCGAAUCCCGUGUUAUAAUCUGUCUCUCUGUCUGUCCAUCAGUGUGUCCCGUGUUAUAAUCUGUCUGUCUGUCUGUCUCUCUGUCUGUCCCGCAGCGAAUCCCGUGUUAUAAUCUGUCUGUCUGUCUCUCUGUCUGUCCGUCAGUGUGUCCCGUGCUAUAAUCUGUCUGUCUCUCUGUCUGUCCGUCAGUGUGUCCCGUGUUAUAAUCUGUCUGUCUGUCUCUCUGUCCGUCAGUGUGUCCCGUGCUAUAAUCUGUCUGUCUAUCUCUCUGUCUGUCCGUCAGUGUGUCCCGUGUUAUAAUCUGUCUGUCUGUCUCUCUGUCAGUCCGUCAGUGUGUCCCGUGCUAUAAUCCAGCUAUCCUGCCAUUAGGAAUGCUUUGUUUGUGUCCUGGAAUAUGUGUGGAAUUCCACUUAUCCUGGGAUCAGUCUGUACCUGUACCGUCUUCCUGUCCACCAUUUCUUACAAUAAGAGGCCUCUACCUCGCUUUCAUUAACAAACCCAGCAUUGUUAUACUCCCCCGCAUUAACUCUUUCAUUGAAACUUUUCCUAAAAUAACAUGUGAGCUUCACAAUCAUAUUGUUUUGUGUUGAUUUAAUUUGUACGAACCUAUAAUUAGUGAGUGUUUUAUAACUGCCAGCGCAUGUUGUAUCCUCAUACAUUAUAUUGCAGAGCACUUUGCCUUAUGCUAAAUCAGUUGUUUGCAGAGCACUUUGCAUUGUUAUAAUAUUAGGUUGCAGAGCACUUUGCAUUAUGUUGCAGAACACUUUUUAUUAUAUCAGUAGAUUGCAGAACAUUUUGCAUUGUUAAAUCAAUAGGUUGCAGAGCAUUUUGCAUUAUGUUAAACUGGGAGCUGGCAGAGCAUUUUGCAUUAUGUUAAACUGGGAGCCGGCAGAGCAUUUUGCAUUAUGUUAUAUUGGGAGGUUGCAGAGCAUUUUGCAUUAUGUUAUAUUGGGAGGUUGCAGAGCAUUUUGCAUUAUGUUAUAUCAAUAGGUUGCAGAGCAUUUAGCAUUAUGUUAUACUGGGAGCCUGCAGAGCAUUUUGCAUUAUGUUAUACUGGGAGCCGGCAGAGCAUUUUGCAUUAUGUUAUACUGGGAGCUGGCAGAGCAUUUUGCAUUAUGUUAUACUGGGAGGCUGUAGAGCAUUUUGCAUUAUGUUAUACUGGGAGGCUGUAGAGCAUUUUGCAUUAUGUUAUACUGGGAGCCUGCAGAGCAUUUUGCAUUAUGUUAUAUUGGGAGGUUGCAGAGCAUUUUGCAUUAUGUUAUAUCGGGAGGUUGCAGAGCAUUUUGCAUUAUGUUAUACUGGGAGCCUGCAGAGCAUUUUGCAUUAUGUUAUACUGGGAGCCUGCAGAGCAUUUUGCAUUAUGUUAUACUGGGAGGCUGCAGAGCAUUUUGCAUUGUUAUAUUGGGAGCCUGCAGAGCAUUUUGCAAUAUGUUAUAUUAGGAUGUUGCUGGCACCAAGCACCGUCUACAUGAUGUAUUUACGUUACUCACUUAUUUUUGUGCGACGGAUCUGUUUGUGCGUUAUUAAUAAAUUAAAUAUUGAUGCAAGCAGAGAUGUGAUGAUCAGGUAUAAUAUUGUGGAAUCAACUUGCCGUAGCUGUGUAUACAUCAUGUAUGCCCCGAUCUCUCCAGCGUACCAUCACUGUGUAUACAUUGUGCACAUCUUAGCUCUCCUGCGUACCAUCACUGUGUAUACAACAUGUACCCCCAAUCUCUCCUGCAUGCCAUCACUGUGUAUACAACAUGUACCCCCAAUCUCUCCUGCGUACCAUCACUGUGUAUUCAACAUGUACCCCCAAUCUCUCCUGCGUACCAUCACUGUGUAUACAACAUGUACCCCCAAUCUCUCCUGCGUACCAUCACUGUGUAUACAACAUGUACCCCCCAAUCUCUCCAGCAUACAACCACUGUGUACACAACAUGUACCCCCCAAUCUCCUGCGUACCAUCGCUGUGUAUACAUUGUGUACAUCUUAGCUCUCCUGCAUACCAUCGCUGUGUAUACUCUUUGACCUCAACAGCGUUCCAGCUCUGUAUACAUCAUGUACAACCCAAUCUGCCCAGCGUAUCAUCGUUGUGUAUACAACAUGUACGCCACAAUCUCUCCUGAGUACCAUCACUGUGUAUACAUUGUGUAAAUUUUAGCUCUUGCGUACCAUUGCUGUGUAUACUUUUUGAUCUCUCCUGCGUUCCAUCGCUGCGUAUACAUCAUGCACACCCCAAUCUCUCCUACGUUCCAUCGCUGCGUAUACAUCAUGCACACCCCAAUCUCUCCUGCGUACCAUCGCUGUGUAUAUUACACGUACACCCCAAUCUCUCCCGCGUACCAUUGCUGUGUAUACAGCAUGUAUGCCACAAUCUCUCCAGCGUACCAUCUCUGUGUAUACAACAUGUACGUCCCAGCGUACAAUCACUGUGUAUUCAACAUGUACCCCCCAAUCUCUCCUGCGUACCAUCGCUCUGUAUACAUUGUGUACAUCUUAGCUCUCCUGCAUAUCAUCGCUGUGUAUACAUUGUGUACAUCUUGGCUCUACUGCGUACCAUCGCUGUGUAUACAUUGUGUACAUCUUAGCUCUCCUGCAUACCAUCGAUGUUUAUACAUUGUGUACAUCAUAGCUCUCCUGCGUACCAUCUUAGCUCUCCUGCGUACCAUCGCUGUGUAUACAUUGUGUACAUCUUGGCUCUCCUGCAUACCAUCGCUGUGUAUACAUUGUGUACAUCUUAGCUCUCCUGAAUACCAUCACUGUGUAUACAUUGUGUACAUCUUAGCUCUCCUGCCUACCAUCACCGUGUAUACAUUGGGUACAUCUUGCCUCUCCUGCGUACCAUCUUAGCUCUCCUGCGUACCAUUGCUGUGUAUACAUUGUGUACAUCUUAGCUCUCCUGCAUACCUUCGCUGUGUAUACAUUGCGUACAUCUUAGCUCUCCUGCAUACCUUCACUGUGUAUACAUUGUGUACAUCUUAGCUCUCCAGAAUACCAUCGAUGUUUAUACAUUGUGUACAUCAUAGCUCUCCUGCGUACCAUCUUAGCUCUCCUGCGUACCAUCGCUGUGUAUACAUUGUGUACAUCUUGGCUCUCCUGCAUACCAUCGCUGUGUAUACAUUGUGUACAUCUUAGCUCUCCUGAAUACCAUCACUGUGUAUACAUUGUGUACAUCUUAGCUCUCCUGCCUACCAUCACCGUGUAUACAUUGGGUACAUCUUGCCUCUCCUGCGUACCAUCUUAGCUCUCCUGCGUACCAUCGCUGUGUAUACAUUGUGUACAUCUUAGCUCUCCUGCAUAACUUCGCUGUGUAUACAUUGCGUACAUCUUAGCUCUCCUGCAUACCUUCACUGUGUAUACAUUGUGUACAUCUUAGCUCUCCAGAAUACCAUCGCUGUGAAUACAUUGUGUACAUCUUAGCUCUCCUGCAUACCAUCGCUGUGUAUACAACAUGUACCCCCAAUCUCUCCUGCGUACCAUCGCUGUGUAUACAUUGUGUACAUCUUAGCUCUCCUGUGUACCAUCGCUAUGUAUACAUUGUGUACAUCUUAGCUCUCUUUUGUACCAUCACUGUGUAUACAUUGUGUACAUCUUAGCUCUCCUUUGUACCAUCACUAUGUAUACAUUGUGUACAUCUUAGCUCUCCUGUGUACCAUCACUGUGUAUACAUUGUGUACAUCUUAGCUCUCCUGCGUACCAUCACUGUGUAUACAUUGUGUACAUCUUAGCUCUCCUGCGUACCAUCACUGUGUAUACAUUGUGUACAUCUUAGCUCUCCUGUGUACCAUCACUGUGUAUACAACACGUACACCCCGAUCUCUCCAGCGUACCAUGUGUGCAGCCAGUUUGUGUUAAUCUCUCCCUAACGCUUUGCACGGUGCAGACUCCAGGAUGUACCUUGCUCUGUGAUGUGAGUCCACAAGUUAAUGGGGCUUCUCUCCUGUCUCCUGCCUUGUGACAAGCCAGAUGUAACUCACAGGAUGUACUCACACAAAGCUGCCAUCGCUAACCCCUGUCUGCGUGCAGCUACAGGCUCGGACUCGCCUGACUUCCAUUAACUGACAUCAUUCAUUGAACGGCUAUAAUCCCGUGUCAGGAGAGAGAUGUUCUCCCCUGUAUGAUGGAUGGGUCACGGACACUGAGUUUGUGGAAAUAAUAAGCCAUUCUGUUUGGUUAUAUCAGCUAAAAGUGAAAAGAAUAUAAGGGUGAAGUCAUCGAUACCUGUAUAAUGAUACGUCAGCGUGCGCGCAUUGCGCUGUUCUAUCACUGAGAUUAAUGUGAAGCGGUUUUACAGUGGAUGUGGAUGGAUACUAACUCACCCUGUGUGUAACGUAAUAUACAGUUAUUUAUAACAUUCAUUAUACAGCUCUGAAUAAUUAUAAUUAUUAAUAAAGCAUUUUACAAACUAAAUUCGACAAACAGAGACUGUCUAAAACAUUCAGGAGGACGCUGCGUGUGCGAGUUUAGAAAACGCCAGUAAUGAUUGUUAAACAUGAGUUGUAAUUUUUUUAAAUGACCGUUGGUAGAUCUUUCAUUGCCACAAAUAUAGCUCAGUAACAUAUCGAGUGCCAGAACUAUCGAUCGUGAUCUGAUGUCAUUUAAGAACCCGCGGGGACCAGGAAGACAGUGCGUGAAAUUCUUACCAGCCACUAAUGUGACCCUUGGAAUCCGCAUCAAACUUGGCGUUACAGAGAGCAGAGCGCUGCCGUCUAAUUGGUCUGCAUGAAUUCCUGUGACGUGUGUCUUUACCUAGCGUGGGGGUGACAUGUUAAUGCAUUAGUAUAUAAACUAUUUUCCUUUAAAAGUUGUGUUUUUUGGUUAAUGCGUAUAAUUGUGUAAAUAAUGACUGAAUCAGACAGCUCUGGGUUUAUAUAAAAAUCACAGAUUGUGUAGGACAAUCCACCACUUUCAUGAAACUUAAAUGUGCGCUAAUAUGGUAAAAGUGCAACAAUACGGAAAACGUGCCCUAAUAUAGAGCUAAAUUGUGUGACAGUGACGUGCAGGGAGAACCACCAGCCAUCCACGCUCUGUGUGGGGUCCCUGGACAGAGCGUGGAUGGCUGGUGGCAGGCAAUUAGAGCAGGUGGGGGUGUAAGUGGUUUGGGAGACCCCCUGCUGAUCAGAUUUAUAGUCCAGGCCCCCUUUAUGAGUGCCAUGUUUUGCUGUUUAUUACCUUUCCCUUAUUAAACCUUUCAACAGACACAUUUAACAAGCUGCAAGCUUCCUAGGGCCAUCCGGAAGGCCCUAAUUUAUGUGUUUCUGGCCCAUGGUUAGUCCCAAGAAGGGACAGCAUGGCUGCAGUAUGCUCUGCUCUGUGUCACACUGUCAGCCAAGCCAGGGAUGUGGCCCUGAGGACACCAUGUCACCGAGACGCAGAGCAGGGAUCGCUGAUGGCAAUUUAGCAGAUUUAUCAGGCGCCUCAUGGGAGCUGCUUGGCCUGGGAAUCCUUCAUUUACCAGCGUUCUCCCUUCUGUUUAGAUUUAUUUUACUGAGUAACAGAGUCCAAAUUCCUGCAGAUUGAUACUAAAAGAAAAGGAGGUAAACUUAUAUGUAGAGGAUGCAGGGCGGAUGUCAGAUCAAAUGAUGGUUGACUGACAGGUCGAAACGCCUUAAACCUUCUUCUGACAGUUUACAUGAAUUGUACAGAAGUGUUUACCCCUCUGGCAAGGAAAGGAUUAAUAAUCUCAGCUGGAGGGGGGGUCUUUUCCUGUCCUCAACUACCCCCAGCCGCGCAUGUUUACUAAUCAGAUGCUAAAUUGUGAUCUUUCGUAGAAAACUAGUUGCUGUAAAUAUACUUUAUGUUACAUUUUCCUAGGAAUAUAAAUAUCAAUCAAUAAAUAAUAUAAUAAAUACUAUUACAGUUUGCUAUAUAGCACCAGCAUAUGUGGUUUUGUUUUUCACAAAGAUUAGCCCUAUGAUUCCUAUAGUUCCAACUUGUUACUUAGUGUUGUACAAGCAGGGGUUAAGCAUAACUGGACUCCCUCCCAGGCCAGCGAUACUCAAACUACUGUAAAAUGGUUUAAUAUGUGAAAACGAGAGAAAUCUCAAUGUAUCCCUCCUGGUAAAAUAUUUUCUAAAUAAAUAAUGUAUGUUUUAUGGUUGUUAUAGAAAUCUCGUGCCUUGGAGUUUGUGUUUUAAUGAAGAAACAAACACAGUUUAAUAAUCUGUUUUCCCCCGGAUACGAGAGUUCGGCGUCUGGGAAUUAAGCUGGACGGGUGGGUGGAAUUCACGGAUGGUCGGUGGGGAGGAGGUUUCAUAGAUAGCAAUUAUCCACAAAACUAUGGAUUGGCUUUUUGUAUUACAAAUAAACUCCACAAGAAAGCUGAGCGCUUGGCUUUCAUGUACAGCCGCCAUCGUCUGCGAUUUCUCGCCCCUUCAGAGGCCUUUGCUAGGUGUACAAUACAUCGAUGCCACUGAACGCCUCGUUACGCUCCGGGAAACUGGGACAUUAACCCUUAUCGCCCCUGAGCCAGCGACUAGUCCCAGUGGAGUCCACGGGCUGAGCACUGCGUUACUGGUGAUGAAGGGGUGCCCAGCAGGUGUAGGCAUUGUGCAGGGAUUCAGAGCUGGGUAAUUAAACUGCGGUGCUAUUGUGCUGCCGGAUUCUGCAGGGGAUUUUCUUUCUGCUCAAUCUGCCGAGGAAUGAUCCUCGCUGGGGCCUCAUUCACCGCGAAGUGACCAGCGCAGCCCGUCUGACCCAUUUCAGGCCCUGGAAUUAAACAUGAUUUGUUUUUAGGGUUAAGGAAGGGGGAGAACCCAGAUUUCAUUUUACGGACAAUGUGAAUCUACCUUUCUCUGGAGUUUUUAUUGUUGUCCUAAAAUAGAUCUAUUAUGUUUGUCAGUAUUACAACUUACCUUCCAACUACUGUCAGGAUUCCCUCCAUCAUUCUGUCCAUGUGCCCACCUACCUGCCCACCAGGGUAUUAUAUCCCCAUUAGUGCGUCUCCGCUUAGGGUGAACUUCCACGGCGCAGGUUAUGGUUUGGUUUCCCUGUUACUGAGAUCUCCCUUUUUGGGGUAAUAAUCAGUCUGUUAGCUGAAUAUGGGCCUCACACCUGCGUUUUGUGAGAUAAGAGUCCGUUUAAUGGGAGGGAGGGACAGUACGAAAACUUAUUGCAUUCUUUCUUUCUUUGGAAAGCUGGAUCUUGAAGUAUUCAAACUCCCCUUUUCCUCCCCAGCAGCACCUGGCACACACAGCUCCCCUCGCCUUCCAUCUGUCUAUUCCUGCUUCUCUUCCCUAACACCUACACCCGUCACCCAUAGCUCCCCUCGCCCAUGUCUGUCUGUUAAUGCCCCAUAUCCCUUUGGCACACAUAGCUCCCCUCGCCCAUGUCUGUCUGUUAAUGCCCCAUAUCCCUUUGGCACACAUAGCUCCCCUCGCCCAUGUCUGUCUGUCAAUGACCCAUAUCCUCUGGGCAUACGUCACUCAUAGCUCCCCUCGCCCAUAUCUCUGUUAAUGCCCCAUAUCCUCUGGACAUCCAUUACCGAUAGCUCCCCUCGCCCAUGUCUGUCUGUUAAUGCCCGUCAUUUUCUGGGCAUACGUCACCCAUAGCUCCCCUCGCCCAUGUCUGUCUGUUAAUGCCCCAUAUCCCCUGGGCACCUGUCACCCAUAGUUCCCCUUACCCCUGUCUGCCCAUUGCUGCUCCUGUCCCUUUGUGUCUCUCUACCCGUAUCUCCUACACCUGUUACACGCAGCACCCCUCACUGGUGGCUUUCAUCUUUCUCAGUCUGUGUCCAGACAUUGUAAUCAGCCACUUUCAUCUCCUCACGUUACCUUCGUGGUAGAAAACAAAUCCUUCAAAACAGGCUGUGAGGCCCCCCAGCACCCAUUCCAGGAACCAGUUUUACAGCUCCCUACCCAUGGGUUAUAUAUCUCUCUGGAGGUUAAAGGGUUAAUAAGUCGGUUCUCACCCUCAGUGAGACAGUAAUCCUUUAUGGCAAGGAAAGGGUUAAUGCAUUCCUGGUUCAUUUUGUGAAUAGGGGCCUCCUUGCACCAGCUUUAUAGAGGGAGGGGGGGGUAUUGACUCCUGUGUAGGAGGUUAUUUAGAAGGUCAGGAAUCUGAAUGAGAUCUGACUGGCACUCCUCCAAAAAUGCUUUUAAUGAAUUAUUUCAAGUUAAGAAUUUUUCAUUUUCUUUCUUUAAGUUCUGUCUUCUUAACCUCUCACCCGCCCAUCCCCAGUGUGAGUUAAACAAGAAGGUGUCGAUUUUAUUUGUGGUAAUUACCGUGAAAGAGAGGGCAGAUAUUUACCUUUUCUCCCCAUCGUUAAUAUUAUUAGACAGAAUAGAUUUCCGCACCACUGGAUCGAUGAGCUAACAAUCUAAUUUAAUGGUUGAUUUUCAAGCCAGAGAUUGCUCUGUAAUAUAAAAUACGGCGUGUUCCAUUGUAGUGCGGAUUGUUUGUGACCCAUUAGGAGAUGUUAAAAGAUCCAGGACUCCCAGACGAUAUAUAAAUAUCAGGAUUCUAUAUUGGGGUAUCCUGUUUGGGCUCUCAGUGCUUUCUUCAGACACACCGGCAGCCCAAAACAUUGCCCAAGACAUAAUAAUCCCAUAGUUUGCCUUUCGUUCUGUCUCUGACCCCGUCUGCCAGCACCUUGUACUCAUUGCUGUGCCUACACAUUCGGGAGUUCUCUCGACGAGGAAACCCUUGGUCGAGUAGAUUUUACCUUAAUCUGGGCGUUUAGGCUGAUCUUCUGCAAGGAUGCUACAAAUGUCAGUUAUUUUGAGCUUGGAAAAGUUUUUUUCCAUUUGGCUGGGAGGAACGGUUCUGGAGUUUGGUUUCCAAUAUUCUCCGUCUCCGUCACCCUUAAUCUAAUCAGCCCCCUUUAUCAGGAACGUGGGGUGGGGACUGCAGGCUCUUUCAUAGGAGAGCUGCUGAUAAAUCUCAUGGCCUAUAGAACAACCAGUUUGUUAUACUUUUUAAAUCUCUGAAUAAAUGUGGCUGGAGUGAUUUCUUAGCUUAAUGAAUUGCCCCAAGGUGUUUAUAUGUCUAACUGGAAGGGAAGGGUUAAUAGAUUGCCUCUGGGGUGUUUAUAUGUCUCUCUGGAAGGGAAGGGUUAAUAGAUUGCCCUUGGGUGUAUCAUAUGUCUAACUGGAAGGGAAGGGUUAAUAGAUUGCCUCUGGGGUGUUUAUAUAGCUCUCUGGAAGGGAAGGGUUAAUUAAUAUCCCCUGGGUGCAUUACAUUUCUCUCUGGAAGGGAAGGGUUAAUAGAUUGCCGCUGGGUGCAUUAUAUAGCUCUCUGCAAGGGUUAAUAGAUUGCCCCUGGGUGUAUUAUAUGUCUCCCUGGAAGGGAAGGGUCAAUAGAUUGCCCCUGGGUGUAUUAUAUGUCUCUCUGGAAGGGAGGGGUUAAUAGAUUGCCCCAGGGGUGCACUAUAUAUCUCUCUGUAAGGGAAGGGUUAAUUAAGAUCCCCUGGGUGCAUUAUAUCUUUCUGGAAGGGGACGGUUAAUUAAUAUCCUCUGGGUGCAUUAUAUAGCUCAAUGGCAGGGAAGGGUUAAUGAUCAUUUUUGCUUUUAACAAGUCAAACAAUUGAGAGGUGGAGGGGGCCAUGCUGGCCCUGGGAUCUAUUUAUCAGCCUGGAGAGAGGUGGGGGGAGGCAGGGGCUGACUUCACAUUCCUCAGACACUUACAGGCCUGCUAAUUAACAAAAUAAAAUGUCCUAAUCCUCCAAUUCCCCUGAUAUUACUUCCUGCCAGGAGUGCUGGGUGCAUGGAACAGCCUCUCUGCAGAGGUGGACACUGGGAUCUCAGCACUAUGUAAAACACCUUUAUAGAGUUUGUAGCCAUAGAUCUGGUGCUGUUUAAAUGUGACAUCAUCAAAUGACGCAAUCCGCAGCAGAAUUCACUAACUGCGGGAUUAAUCCCUAAACCCAGAGAAAGUUUAACCCAGUUUGAUUACUUUGGCCUGUAACCUGCACAUUCUCCACAAUUCCCUGUUUAGUAAAUAUACUAAGGAUUCGAUAAUGUGUAGAGGGAGUAUAUUGCUGAUAUUUGGGUGUAAACUAGGCAAAAGUCGCUGUUUAGUGUAUAAACCUUGUAAAGUAACAGGACAACACUCUGUUUAAUAAAUUACACUAAAAUCCGAAAUGUCCAAAACAAGAACGAGGAGAUUUUCCUAGUUCUGCAUUUUAAUGAGUGGUUUAAAGGGAUUUCUUUGAGGAAGCUGUAAAAUGGAGGAAUUGUUCUAUGUGGAGAUAAUGGCCGAGAGGUUGGUAUACUCCGCACUGCCAUUUAAAGGUGCCCUGCUACUGUCACCGUGCCAGUUUAAGCAUGGCGGCCAUUGGAUGGGGGCCUAUAGAGGGACAACUUUGGUCUAAAUUCCGGGACCGUCCCCCGUCUUUGAGCGAGGAUGGCAGAUCUAAAAGUCUAUUUAUUCCCCAAUCUGCCCUCUCAGCUUAGUGAAUUGGUAAAUACCACCCCACUAAGCCUCCCUUAAUGGUCACCAUGGAGACCAACCAUCCAUUGACUUUAGUGCUGCCCAGACAGUGACAGCCGAUGACAGAAUCACAGUGUGCGGCUGCUGCCACCUGCCUGUCCUUAGCCCUGUCCUCACUGUUUGAUUUUACUAAUUACAAAUGCAAUAAGUACAACUACAUCCCAGCCGUAGGUAAAAGCAUCUGCUCACAUAUCACUAAUAUGUCACCAACACAAUCCAAGGCGCUGUACAAUAAACAGUCUUGGGUCCAAGUCACAAGAUCCCCCAGCCAAGAAAUGGAGGAAUUUGUGAAUUUUGACAAUUAAAUGUGCAGAUUGGGGGCUUACAUUCUGGGGGGAGCUUUGGAUCCAGGAGCUUACAGUCUAGAAGUAGGUUUUGAUGCAGGAGCUUACAGUCUAGAAGGAGGUUUGGAUCCAGGAGCUUACAGUCUGGGGGGAGGUUUGGAUCCAGGAGCUUACAGUCUGGGGGGAGGUUUGGAUCCAGGAGGUAACAGUCUGGGGGGAAGUUUAGAUCAAGGAGCUUACAGGAGGUUUGGAUCCAGGAGCUUACAGUCUGGGGGGAGGUUUGGAUCCAGGAACUUACAGUCUAGAAGGAGGUUUGGAUCCAGGAGCUUACAGUCUGGGGGGAGGUUUGGAUCCAGGAACUUACAGUCUAGAAGGAAGUUUGGAUCCAUGAGCUUACAGUCUGGGGGGACGUUUAGAUCAAGGAGCUUACAGUCUGGGGGAGGUUUGGAUCCAGGAGCUUACAGUCUAGAAUGAGGUUUGGGUCCAGGAAUUUACAGUCUGGGGGGGAGGGUUGGAUCCAGGAGCUUGCAGUCUGGGGGGAGACUGUACUGUUCUCUCCAGAUGAUGCUGCUGAGUAUUUGAUGUGGUUAGUAAUGAGCUAUAAUUAACGCACUAUGACUCGUAUGCAGCCUGUCUAGCUUUGUACAUAAACCCUUAACACCACUCUGAAAAUGACAGGGUUAAUACAAGAGGUGCCAGACAUGUCUGGUGGAAUGGGGUGUUUGGACUGUGUUAUCUCCUGUCCAGCUGUGUGAAAAAACCCCUAAUGAAGACACAAAGCAGAAACGUGUGUCAGGAGAUUAAAGUGCAGGGAAUCCAGAAUCGAAAUAAUUCGCCCUCGGAACCACUCCUGUCAAUCAAAGCAUGUUUAUUUAUUGGCCUUUACAUAGCGCCAACCUAUUCCGCAGCGCUUCACAAUUUUAUAAAAGGGGGAAAUUUAAUGAGAAAUGAGAUAACUACAAAAUGUUACAGGAUCAAUAGGGUGGUGAGGACCAUGGCAUCCUUAAAGGGGCAGCUCUCACAAUGUUCUCUGCGAAAUCUGAUCGUUAUUAACUCGUGUGUUUCCUCCAGUGCGCUGCUCUCGGAGCAUUACCAUACAAAACCGCCAGCCGCUUCACAAACCGCGAGACUCCAUUUUAGAAUUUGUCUCAGGCAGACAGAUUCUAUGUGUAUUGCAGGAAUCUGUGAACGCAAAACCGAUAAUACAAUAAUAGGAAAACUCAUCACAGGACGGGAGAUUGCUGCCCGCAGAGCUUACAAUCUAGGCAGUGAAAAACAAAUAAUUGCAGUGCUGAUUGAUUGCUUACACAACUUUAACACCUUCUGUACCAGAGCCGUGUGGGAGGUACGGGGUUAAUUACUGCUGCUGUUUUCUGUUGACUCAAGACGUGUUAAAUCCACUCCCUUUCCUUCCCCCUCAGCCUAAAAUGUCACCUUCUAAGGAAUAAAACGUCAUUAAUCCCAACCUGGUUCCCAUUGGAAGCACACAGUCUAAUUAAUUUCCAAAGGCAGCAUCAUUCAUGUACAUGCCAACAGCAGGUUUUACCUCUGGGCAUUGGGGAAAGUCACAUUCAUAGUUUGUCCUGAAAGAGUCGCUCUAAGCACCAUAACAACAACAGCUUAUUGUAUUAUUUACAGGUCAUUGUCCUUAUUAUGGUGAUUUGUGUCUGGUUUAAGUCAGACCGUUUAAUAAUAUAUAUUAUUAUUAUUUUAUUAUUUAUAUAGCGCCAUCAGAUUCCCUAGCUCUGUACAAUGGGUGUAUAUAUAGAAUAUACCGUUGAUAAUGGUGUCAGAUCGGAUCCUGGUGCAGUAUUAGAAGCUGGUGGAGGUUAAAGGGUCCUAUCACCUCCUGUCCUCAUGACCCAAACUUGUCACAGUUAAAAUAUGCUUUGUUGUUCCAUUUUGCUGCGCCGCUGAAUGUGUUGGCGCCUUUAAGUAAUAAUUAUAAUGAAUUAUAUUUCUUUAUAGAGAUAUAGUGUGGGGAAUUACUUUAUGGUACUGCCAUGAUUUCUAGGAAACUGCUGUUUUAUUAGAAGCAAGAACAUAAAAAUAAUCUGGCUAAUACAGAGUGGGUUCAGCUUGGACCUUGUAAUGGCCCAGUAAUGGUUAAACCGAAAGUUUCAUGGAGUCCGGGUGACUGCGUGGAAUCUGCGUCCUCGCUGGAGAACGCCGUCUGCUCGCGGAUUAAGAAAAAGGGAGAAAAUGAAAUGGAAGCUUGCCCAGUUGUCAUAAAAUUCCAAUUCAUUUCAACUUUAUUUACUUUUCUUCCAACUUACUCCAAGCAAAUAGUCGUUUCUGUAGAUAAAAAGGCUGAAAGGCUCCUUGUGUAAACCACGGAGAAGGAUGGAGGCGCAGUGUGGCGGCCGCUCCCUGUCUGACCUUGUCCCACCUGCUUCGAUGCUUACAUGGCCUCUUUGAUCCAUACCAUAUCUUUCUUUCAUAUCAUAAAACGCACACAACUCUCUGUUCGCCAUACGUCAUUCUGGACUUACAUUAGCCAUUAAAUUGUAAGCUCCUUUGAGCAAGGCCUUGUCUCUCUCUGCUCACUUUUACAUGUUUGUCAUUUCUUUAUUUAACUUUUUUAGUUUGUAUUCCUAUUGUACAGCGCUUCACGAUAUGGUGGUGCUAUAAAAAGUAGCAGUCGGUACCACCCUUUCUGGGCCAGAACCCUUCAGUAUUCGCUCGUCCCCCAUGUCGUAUAAAGAACGUCCUGUAAAAAGUGCCAUAUUACUCGCACCUCUCCCUGUGUCGCUGUUAGCGGUGUGUUUGGGGUUAAUUUAAUAUGUAAUAUAUUAAUGGAGAUUGUCGUGGUAAUGCCCGCAGUUUGUGCCCAGUCUGAGUUCUGUGACAGUAACAGGCGGCCAGUGUCUAAUCCUACCACCAGCGAGGGGACACGGAGAACAGAGUGACACAAGGGGGGGGGAGGGAAAGGGGGAGGGGGAAAACAAUGCCAGGCUUGGCACCGCCAGCAGGGGGAGGUGGGCACAACACACACAGUGUGAAGACAUGGUGAGGGAAGGAGAGAAAAACACAACUUCUUAACCUUCGCAGUGCUGGAGGAGUGAGGCUUUUUUUGGCACAGGAUUAAGCCUUUUUGGAAUCCCCCAAAUUGUUUAAGGCAGUUUUUCUAACAAGUAAUAAACAAUUUUAUUAUAAAUAUAAAAAAAAAUGACAUACUGGUAUCUGGUUAUUCAGCUGUUAUUGGACUAAAAAUCUUAUCACUGACAGCCGGCAUAGAGCUCACUCUGCAUGAUGGGAGUUAUAAAAUAAAGUCCACAGAGCCGAGGUGGUAUGUUUUAAUAUAGUUUGUAUGUUCACCCCUCCACUUGCGCCUGGCUGAGGUCUCAUUUUUUAAUGUAGAUAUGUGCUUUAGGGACGGGAUUAAUCCUUUUAGUGUCCCGCUGGCUGGUAUCUAUAGAUUGUACGCCUGUUUGUUCAGGACUGCCUGCACCUCUCAUCCUUAGUUCACUGUGCCUUAUUGUCCAUUGAACUUGUUUGAAAUGUCUGUAAGCACAAUGCACUGCGCCACAGACUAUGUUGGUGCUCUCCAUAAUAAUAAUCUCUUGACCGCCUCUACUGUGUGGCCACUCUUUGCAUCCAGCACUCCAGUUGCGACACUGUAGGGCUUACUCACUAAACAGAAUUCUAGUGGAAAACGGAAUGUAACUAAUGGGGCUCUAGUAGCCAAUCUGUGACUAUCCGAGCAGAGGAAUUUUUACAAUUCUGAUCUUUCCAUCAGAAUUUUUACUGACUUACAGUUUUUACAAUUCCCUGCUUAGUGAAUAAAGGCCAGUGUUCUCCCAGUGGGAAUUUGUGAAGUAAAGGUCAUUGCGGUGGCAUUUUCCUCCGUGAAAUGAUGACAUUGCGCUGUCUGGCUUGUGCCGGCACUCGGCAGGGUGGGCGCAGUCUGCCGAAUCCAGUUGAUUCAUGCUCUCGGCUCCAGCCUAGAUUGUACUGCUCCACACUAUAUGUGGGCACUUAAUAAACCAACUAACCUCUUGGGAACCCUCCUCUAAUUUUGCUUUACGGAGAUCUAGCCGGACCUCUUUUUAUUUUUCCCCUAAGACAAGAAUUAAACAGGAAAUCUUAGUAUUUAGAAUUUAUAUAGCGGUAACAUAUUCUGCAGCGCUGUACCAUAAAGGGAAUAAAGACAAACCGUAAACACGUACUGAUGCAAAAGGAACAGAAGACCCUGACCCGUGAGCUUACAAUCUAGCUACUACAGUACUUUUAUAAAAGUACUUCACAAGAUAACUGGAGAGCUUUCAGUCUAAAGGUAAUCCGGGGAUUGGAUAUUUAAAGGUACAGGAACUAGCUAAAAUAGCCAGAUUAAAACAACUCUCCAAAUAUUGCCUAAAAUCUGAAAUUUCUCCGGCAGUUCACCGCGAUUGUUGGAUUAAUUAAUACGGUAUUGUCUGUUCUCCUCUGUGGCACUCAAAGGGUUAAUUUAGUGAGGAUUUUGCUAGCUUUGCAGGUGUUAGAUACUAGGGUGUUCAGAGGGUGAGGCAGCCAGAAAGAGGAAUAAUAGGGGGUUUAACUCCUUCAGGACCAGGGUUCGGAAAAUCCCUCAUUAUCGUGACUGCCUCGACGCAUCAUGGUUGUGAAGGUGUUAACGUGCGCCAAGCGCCGACGUCCGAUCAGAACAGCAUUACAUGGCUUGGCUUCUGUUUUGCAAAUUGUUACGGGGUGUUUUACUAAAAUGAGAAUUGUUGAGAAUUUAAAGUGAUUUCCAGAUUUAACUCCAAAGUAGCUGAGCGGGAGCAUAGCUGGUGGGAGAAUAUUGACUUUACAUUCGGAAUUCACUUGGAUUUACUGCCACUUCUCCCUCUAGUGAAUAACCCGGUCCGUGUUUACAAACUGGGCGUCACAGAUCAUUUUUAUGUGGCUUUUAAAAUGAUUUUUAUAAUCCCUAAAAUGUUAUUUUUGUGUAACUUUUUCUUCUAUAAUUUGCUUUUUAAUCCUUUGAUUUCCAUUCUGGGCUGCGAGGAACAAAUUAAAUGGGCCUGUAAUUAGAAACAAACUAUACAGAGAGGGCCUCACCCUGCCCGCUUCAGUAUCCAGGAAAUGUAUGUUCAUUAUGCUCUCCUAAUCGCAUGUCAAAGUGUAGGCUGCACUGAUACAUGAGUUCCCUGUGUUCCGGCUGGUGUCAAGUGCAGAUUGUACUGUGGGUUACCGGCAUUGAUUCUUUCGGUCGGGUGCAGUUUGUACUGCGGGUUACCGGCACCGAUUCUUUGUGUCGGGCGCAGUUUGUACUGUGGGUUACCGGCACCGAUUCUUUGUGUCGGGCGCAGUUUGUACUGUGGGUUACCAGCACCGAUUCUUUGUGUCGGACGCAGUUUGUACUGCGAGUUACCGGCACCGAUUCUUUGUGUCGGGCGCAGUUUGUACUGUGGGUUACCGGUACCGAUUCUUUGUGUCGAACACAGUUUGUACUGUGGGUUACCGGCACCGAUUCUGUGUCGGGCGCAGUUUGUACUGUGGGUUACCGGUACCAAUUCUUUGUGUCGGAUGCAGUUUGUACUGUGGGUUACCGGCACCGAUUCUUUGUGUCGGACGCAGUUUGUACUGUGGGUUACCGGCACCGAUACUUUGUGUCGGACGCAGUUUGUACUGCGAGUUACCGGCACCGAUUCUGUGUCAGGUGCAGUUUGUACUGCGGGUUACCGGCACCGAUUCUUUGUGUCGAACGCAGUUUGUACUGCGAGUUACCGGCACCGAUUCUUUGUGUCGAACGCAGUUUGUACUGUGGGUUACCGGCACCGAUUCUUUGUGUCGGACGCAGUUUGUACUGCGAGUUACUGGCACCGAUUCUGUGUCAGGUGCAGUUUGUACUGCGGGUUACCGGCACCGAUUCUUUGUGUCGGACGCAGUUUGUACUGCGAGUUACCGACACCGAUACUUUGUGUCGGGUGGCAUUAACCAUCGAACCUUACAAUAAUUUGUGAAUUCAGCCUACAGUUUAAAGCACAAUCUGGAAAAUGUAUCUGUUUGAAAAGUGGAAAGUUUUCUGAUCUCAUGGGAACACCAUGCCGGCUCAGUAACUGACACUAGUUUAUUACCUUAGUUUACACUAUUUCAGGGAAGACACAAGGACUGUAAUAGUUUGCAUUCCAUGGGGGGGGGAGGACCUGCUCCCAACAUGAUUAAUGGUUUAACAAAGAUGAAUGAACAAAAACAGCCCACCCUUUCAUUGCCAGAGGGCAGGUGAUUAAUCAUGACCACUCUACCGCAUGGAAUGCACAGUGCAGAGUAUCCCAGUACCAAUCGCACUGUGUACAGUGCAGGGUAUCACACUGUGUACAGUGCAGAGUAUCUCCGUACCAAGCACACUAUGCACAGUGCAGAGUAUCCCAGUACCAAUCGCACUGUGUACAGUGCAGGGUAUCCCAGUACCAAACACUGUAUGUACAGUGCAGAGUAUCCCAGUACCAAACACACUGUGUACAGUGCAGAGUAUCCCAGUACCAAACACACUGUGUACAGUGCAGAGUAUCCCAGUACCAAACACACUGUGUACAGUGCAGGGUAUCCCAGUACCAAACACACUGUGUACAGUGCAGGGUAUCCCAGUACCAAACACACUGUGUACAGUGCAGAGUAUCCCAGUACCAAACACACUGUGUACAGUGCAGGGUAUCCCAGUACCAAACACACUGUGUACAGUGCAGGGUAUCCCAGUACCAAACACACUGUGUACAGUGCAGAGUAUCCCAGUACCAAACACACUGUGUACAGUGCAGGGUAUCCCAGUACCAAACACACUGUGUACAGUGCAGGGUAUCCCAGUACCAAACACCGUAUGUACAGUGCAGAGUAUCCCAGUACCAAACACUGUAUGUACAGUGCAGAGUAUCCCAGUACCAAACACACUGUGUACAGUGCAGGGUAUCCCAGUACCAAACACACUGUGUACAGUGCAGGGUAUCCCAGUACCAAACACCGUAUGUACAGUGCAGGGUAUCCCAGUACCAAACACACUGUGUACAGUGCAGAGUAUCCCAGUACCAAACACUGUAUGUACAGUGCAGAGUAUCCCAGUACCAAACACUGUAUGUACAGUGCAGAGUAUCCCAGUACCAAACACACAGUGUACAGUGCAGGGUAUCCCAGUACCAAACACCGUAUGUACAGUGCAGAGUAUCCCAGUACCAAACACCGUAUGUACAGUGCAGAGCAUACCAGUCCCUAACUGUGUGUGCCCAGAUAUUUACCUUGGCUGCACCAGUGACCACGCCAGGCCUUCUGGGUAAUAUCUCCCCAGCAGGUGGAGGGGUCUGUGUCAUCAUUCGAUCCCCCCCAAUCCUGGGACUGUGCCUCCCAAACUGCCCUGCUCUUGCUCAGCUGCCCUUUUAUGGAUUUUAAUGUAACGGGUGCAGUGAGUGCACUGCCAUACAGGCCCCGCUGGGACUUUCCCUAAAUAGCUCUGGCUUAUUUUACAAAACGUUCCCUAGAAUCCGGCGUUGGAUGAACUGGCGUGCAGUGACCGCAAAAAACUGGGGAAAGAAAUUCGCUUUCUGCAAGAAUUAACCCCUUUGGUGCCCAGGCUACCUACAACAAAAUCGCUAUGUAAUCAUUAAUUAACUAUUUCACUCCUGAACCACUACCUGUAAUAAAUAAAUGCUUUGUAAUAUGUUUACUUGCGGGUGCUGUGUGAACAUGUUCGUGAAAUAAAACCUGCCCUAACGGAUCACGAGAGACCUGGAGGUUAACAUCCAAACAUGACAUCUCUGUGAUUUAAUAAAUCCAGCAGCCUGUACCUUCUCCGGAGCCGGGCAGAGGAUCCGUGGCAAGUUGAUGGAUGGGAUCAUGACUUGUGUACAUGACGAGCAGCUCAGUCACCACCUGUAAAUUAUACUCCUACAAUAGGAAACGCCAUCUGUCUGAUAUAAAGCAUUGUACUGCACCGCUGCACGUGUCAGAACUAGAAUAUUCAUUGAAGUCACGCAAUCUUAUUAUCCUUAAAUAUUAUCGAGUUUUGUUACGUGGGGGUGAAUCUUAUAUUAAUGCCUUGGGGGUGCGUAUUUGUGCCAUUACUAGAUUAAUCCGUGCUCUGAGAGAUGGCACAGAGGACACGUUGGAUGAUAUUUGUGGCUCGCGCCAGAUCUGCGUGUUUGUAAGUUCUGCUAAAUGAUAGAUCGAGGAACUGUGUGUUAACAUAUUUGCAGUUAAAGGAACACUAUAGUCACCUAAAUUACUUUAGCUAAAUAAAGCAGUUUUAGUGUAUAGAUCAUUCCCCUGCAAUUUCACUGCUCAAUUCACUGUCAUUUAGGAGUUAAAUCACUUUGUUUCUGUUUAUGCAGCCCUAGCCACACCUCCCCUGGCUAUGAUUGACAGAGCCUGCAUGAAAAAAAAACUGGUUUCACUUUCAAACAGAUGUAAUUUACCUUAAAUAAUUGUAUCUCAAUCUCUAAAUUGAACUUUAAUCACAUACAGGAGGCUCUUGCAGGGUCUAGCAAGCUAUUAACAUAGCAGGGGAUAAGAAAAUCUUAAUUAAACAGAACUUGCAAUAAAGAAAGCCUAAAUAGGGCUCUCUUUACAGGAAGUGCUUAUGGAAGGCUGUGCAAGUCACACACAGGGAGGUGUGACUAGGGUUCAUAAACAAAGGGAUUUAACUCCUAAAUGGCAGAGGAUUGAGCAGUGAGGCUGCAGGGGCAUGUUCUAUACACCAAAACUGCUUCAUUAAACUAAAGUUGUUCAGCUGACUAUAGUGUCCCUUUAAUGGGAAUCCCAACCAGUAAAGCGUUAAUAACAUUUCCUUUCUAUAUAAAUGGGCAAUUUACUGAUCAGAGGUAAAGUGUGACUACAAUGGGUGAAUAUUUGUAUCACUGAUUCCUUAACCCUUCUCCUGCCAGUCAUUAGUGGCCGAUAAUGUGUUAAUAUUGAUCUGUUGCUCCCCUUGUUCUUUGCAGGUGUUCCAUGUUGCCUACGUGUGGAUCAAGUUUGCCAACUCUCCCCGUCCGGAUUUGUGGGUGCUCGAGAGGUCGACGGAUUAUGGGGCUACCUACCAACCCUGGCAGUACUUUGCCUGUAAGUGAUGCUGUGAUUACUUAAUGCGUUCCUCUAAAAGAGUCUCCUGCAGGGCCCUAGCUCGCUAAUACAGAACAUGGAGAUUCAUUUAGGGGUGUAUUUGCCAAAAUCGUGAACUGCAAACUUCAGGUGAAAUCAGACGAGCUGGGAAAAGUAGGACUUUGAAAAGUUUGACAUUUUUAGCCCAAAAUGUCUGUCCCACUACAGUGCCCAGUUUAGUAAAUAACGCCCAAUUUUCUCCUCUUCUGCUCUGUACGUACCCGCUGCCAUUGAUUAAACAUUGUCCGAGACUCUCCUAUCACUGACAUAAAGUUGGCGGUCUGAUUAAAGGGACACUAUAGUCACCUGAACAACUUAAUGAAGCAGUUUUGGUGUAUAGAACAUGCCCCUGCAGCCUCACUGCUCAAUCCUCUGCCAUUUAGGAGUUAAAUCCCUUUGUUUAUGAACCCUAGUCACACCUCCCUGCAUGUGACUUGCACAGCCUUCCAUAAACACUUCCUGUAAAGAGAGCCCUAUUUAGGCAUUCUUUAUUGCAAGUUCUGUUUAAUUAAGAUUUUCUUAUCCCCUGCUAUGUUAAUAGCUUGCUAGACCCUGCAAGAGCCUCCUGUAUGUGAUUAAAGUUCAAAUUAGAGAUUGAGAUACAAUUAUUUAAGGUAAAUUACAUCUGUUUGAAAGUGAAACCAGUUUUUUUUUCAUGCAGGCUCUGUCAAUCAUAGCCAGGGAGGUGUGGCUAGGGCUGCAUAAACAGAAACAAAGUGAUUUAACUCCUAAAUGACAGUGAAUUGAGCAGUGAAAUUGCAGGGGAAUGAUCUGUACACUAAAACUGCUUUAUUUAGCUAAAGUAAUUUAGGUGACUAUAGUGUUCCUUUAAGAAAAUAAUUUGGGAUAAUUAAGUGCUUAGUGAAUAACUGUCCAUGUGCGUAAAGUGAAUGCGCUGAGAUCCUUUAACCUAAUCAUAACCUAGUUGCUAAAAGCAAACUCAACAGUACAAUAACAACCGCACAAUGAACCCUGAAAUUUCUACACCCCCAAUCUCUCUCCUUCUAUAUAAAGGGCGAGCCACAAACUUAUAGUACUUCUAACAAAGACAAACUUUGACAUGUCUUCUAAUCCGAUAGCUCCACAAUCAUGUGAUUAGUCUAGAACUUUGUAAUAAAUAUAAUAAUACGGCCCACUAGGGGGCGCAGUAAACCAUCUGACCCGAGGUUGUGGAGUACUCCCUCCUUCACAAGAUAAAAAGUCCAAAUCCCUUAUCAAACUCUGCCUUCAACUCAAACGAUUCAUCAUCCCCUCUGCGUUCCAAUACUUUAUUUCUCAAAAUAGAAAACAAAUUUAAUGAAUGCGCAGCAGCGGAACAUUGACCACGUUUUAUAUUAUUGUUCAUUUCUAAGAUUAAAUAUUUUACUUGUCCUCGGAAUGGGCAUUUGGUUGUCGUGGCUAACUGAUAGGCAAGGUUGACAGUCUUGGAAGAGCGAGCCGUGUUUAAUCUAUUUAAGUUCAGAUAAAGUGACGCAAGUGAUGUAGGGCACUAACAUGCCAUUUCUAUUCUCGGCAAUUAUAUCCAAGGAAAUCCCUUAUCUCUGAGACUGACCAGGAAACGUUCAUUGUGCUAUGUUUCCGUUCUCGUACCGUACAGGUCACCGAGACAAAACAUCGGCAAGCUUCAGUGACAAGUUAAAACGAAAUGCCAGAUUUUUUAAUUUUUUUAUUUAAGCUUCUCUUAAAUUUCAAAAACAAAAUAUUAAACUUUAAUAAAUGUUUUAUUUGAUUUACAAGUAUCAUGGGUAGAAAAUAAAUUAGUAAACUGCUUGCAUCACAUGGAUUACAGAUUGAAUUAAGAAAAUAAUAAUGUGGCAAAACUUGGCGUGGCGAAUUAUUUCUGCCGGGAUUCACAGUGGUUAUAAUAAUGUGUGACGAUCAGGAUUCGUAAACUUGGCGUAUCCUGAUACGGAAUGGGUCUCAGUUGGAGUCUCGGUUGAUCAGUCUGUUUAGCUUUAUAUUCUCAUUAUUAACGCAUUGUACGCUGUUUGCCUGCUCUUUUCGGAUGCUAAUUCCUAUUGUGGGACUCUGCGCAGCUCGCCAUGUUUUCUGGGAUAAACCUUGCACAUCCUGGUCCUUGAUAAAGUGAUUCUGUGCAGUGUUUAUCUCCACUUUCUAAUCCCUUGGGAAGAGCCGAAGGGAGUUUUUGAAAGAGAGGACAUAAGUGGUCGCCUGUCAAUUAUUUGUCCAAUGCUGGGACAAGCAAAGUGCGUGCUUAGCGAAAAUCCACAUGUCUGAGAAGCAGUUCGUGCUACAUCUAAUCAUUAAUCACCGUAACAGAUGUUUCUGGGGAUUCUAAUAAAGUGCUACUGUGUGUGUGUAUAAAAAGUCCUUAUAGUGGUGCUGUGAGCUUAACAUUUUAUUAGUUUCUAUGACGACUGCCCCAUCUAUGGGCAAGAAACCGGAACAUUCCAUCGGUUUCUAUGGUGAUCGUUCCGCUUGUAGAACUUUCCCCCGGAAUCUCCCUUCACAUUGUUAUGUGCUCUUCAGUUGUGUGAAUAAAUAAAAUAUUAAAAAGCUUUUGUUUAUCUCUGACUGUAAUUUUCUGCUCCAGCUUCUAAGAGAGAUUGUCUGGAGCUUUUUGGUUUGCGCUCAAUGGAUCGCAUCACAAAGGAUGACGACGUAAUUUGUACGACUGAGUAUUCGCGCAUUGUGCCUUUGGAAAAUGGCGAGGUAAGCCUCAUAUCUCCGCUGCAUCCUUUGUUUUUCUAAUCGAAACUUACCGUGAGCGGAUUUGAUUUGUAAAUUACUGUAAUUCCAGAUCGUGGUCUCGUUGGUGAUAGGUCGUCCAGGAGCGAUGAAUUUCACCCACUCCCCUGUGCUUAGAAAUUUCACCAAAGCUACCCACAUCCGCCUGCGGUUUCUGAGAACCAACACCUUGCUUGGGCAUCUAAUGGGCAAAACACUCAGAGACCCGACUGUUACCCGUAGGGUGAGUAUUAAUGCAGAACUGUAAGCGUCUGGAAACGGGCAGAAUCUGACGCUGAUUUCAUUUCCUGUGCGCCUGUAAAGUACUGCAAUCCGGGUUUAAUCUGAGCCUUUUCUCUCCUUCCUAGUAUUAUUACAGCCUGAAGGAUAUCAGCAUCGGGGGGCGCUGUGUGUGUAACGGCCAUGCUGAAGUGUGCAAUGCCAAGGAUCCAGUCAACCCAUACAGGUAAAAAUAUAGAAUGAUCAUUUACCCACCAUUUCCUGGCCCCAACGCCAUGUUUACACCCCGGGAAUGCUGCACAGGUUGGGGCAGAGGCUGAAGGCGAUAAUGCACGCUUUCCCAAAACCGCGUUUCCCUUAUUUUAGUGUAAAUAUAGCAUCAGUUUAUACUGUAAUGAUCAAACAGAUAUUACCAGGGACAAGGCUGGCGGUCUGGGCGGGAUUAACCCUUGACCCCGACUGAAGAUCUAUGGGUCUCUGUGUGUUUCCCUCACUGACAUUUUCUAUAAACACCUGCAUUGUUUGGGGUCUGACAGGGAGCAGGGGGAUUAGUUUGUUACCCUUCACUGACUGAGGAAAAUCUCCUAUUCACAAACACCGUGACGGAAUGCUCUGCUCGCCGCAGGGUCACAGACAAAGCCGCAGAUUGUGUCUUGUGAUCGUAAAUAAAUAAUAUAAAGUGAGGGGAAAUGAUGAUGAUUAUUAUUAUUAUUAUUUGCUCAAUAUUAGGAGGGGAGAGCAGUAUGUGCCUCAAUAAUACAUUUAUUCCCACUCACGGACCAUUAAUAUCCUAUUUUCAGUGCUGGUAAGUGUGAUAUAAAUACGUGGAUGGACCAUUUACAUUUCUGGCUAUUUAUGUUUGUAUAUCCUGCAAUUCAGUAAAAUCUCCUCCAUGAAAUGACCGUAAAGUCGUAGCGGGCUAUUCGCCUACAUUACCUGUGAGAUUGCCAGCGGCGCAGGUUGACAGUGUUAGUACAUGGAUCGCAGAGCGUAGCGGUGAUAUCAUCGCGGCUUAGAAUGAGGUUAAUACCAAUGACGGUUUAUGGCUUGGCUCCUCCGCUAAGCUGGCUGUCAGUGUUGGGAACUGGAUUCCAGUAAUAUCGGGGGGGGUAUAAAUUUUCACUUUGUAUAUAAUGAGCCGAGACUCCCACUAACUCACUGCCCGCGAAUUUGGCGCUGGAUUCUCUGCCGUGAAAUUAUUUUAUUAUCUGUUACUAAAAAUGUAUUCUUCCUCACAGGCUGCACUGCGUCUGUCAGCACAACACGUGUGGUGGGUCAUGUGAUCGCUGCUGCCCUGGAUACCAUCAGUUACCGUGGAAACCUGCGACCAUGGAUAGCGCCAACGAGUGUGAACGUAAGUGUUGUGCUGCACGUAAUAGCUUCUCCAACGCAUUACCUGGGGCGGAGCAACACAGGGGGUAAGGAUGGGAUGCAGUGGACAAGACCAGGCUCAGGGAGGCAGUGGGCUGUGUUAAGGGACGCAGCGGGCUAGGCAGAGUGAGGUAUAUAGUGGGCGAGGCUGGGUGAGGGGGCAGUGGACUGAGCUGUAGGACGCAGUGGGCUGGGCUGGGGUAUGCAGUGGGUUAGGUUGGGCUCAGGGAGGCUAAGCGACACAAUGGGCAAGGCUGGACUGGGGGAGACAGCGGACAAGUAUUGGUUGAGCGACGAGAGGGGGCUGAUAGAUACAGAGGGACAAGAGGGGGGCUGAUAGAUUCAGAGGGACAAGAGGGGGGCUGAUAGAAACAGAGUGACAAGAGGGGAGCUGAUAGAAGCAGAGUGACAAGAGGGGAGCUGAUAGAAGCAGAGUGACAAGAGGGGAGCUGAUAGAAGCAGAGUGACAAGAGGGGGGCUGAUAGAUUCAGAGGGACGAGGGCUAAGGGCUGAUAGAUGCAGAGGGACAAGGGGUAAGGGCUGUUAGAUGCAGAGGGACAACGGGGGGGGCAAGAGCCACUGAGGGUGGGGGGGGGGGGACAGUCACAUGCCGUUUGAUUUAGAAUUUGCUCUGGUUUAAAGUUGCACAUCUGUUCCACAUGCAGCAGCUGCCCCUACUGAACCAUAAAGAAGCAUUUGACGGUAUAUUACAGUUACAGAUCCCCCAUAACUCAUUUCUUUUUCCCAAACAUUCUUUACCCAAAGGAUUUAUUCACAUUUCUCGCAUUGCUUUGUAUCAUAUAUCUCUGGCAUGAAAACAGUUAAUAUGACAGCAUGUAACGUGUGUGUUUGUAUUUAUAUCAUAUGUCUCGUGUAUGUGGGUACUACAGCUGGUGUAUUGACCUCUGUGGAUUGUAAGCUCUGUGACCCGUGUAACAGCAUUAAUGAGGAAUCGCCUUGCGUCUGUGGCUGAUGGUUCUGGAACUUUACUGCCUUAUUACUUUCACGGAGACCAGUUUCAUGUAAAAUAGUUGUCUCACCUAAUAGAACGGGGGCAGGGACACCAUUUUGAAUCAUAUUUUACAAAUGUCUGUAAUAUUAAUUUCUGUGACUGCAUAGUUCCUCAGGAACUGAGGAUUGUGUCUGAGUUGAGGAAUCAUGGGAUAUUUGAGUUUAUUUGCAUAAAAUGCCCUGUAUGUUGCUUUGCAGAUGGCGACUGUGAUGUCAGAGUGUAGAUUUAGAAACCGGAAUAUGUAAAACCCGAGCUGUAGAUAACGUGAGCUGGAUAAUAUUUAUAGUAAAUAAAAUGAUGGCCUCUCCAGUAGGACUGAGGGGGGCAUGAUGACGUGUCUUCACACAACAUGUGUGUUUUUGCAGCAUGUAACUGUAACGGACACGCACACGACUGUUACUACGAUCCUGAUGUGGAUCUCCGCAGAGCCAGCAUGAACCGCCAGGGAGAGUACGCAGGAGGAGGAGUUUGCAUUGACUGCAAGGUAAGCGGUGAAUGCGAGGGUCCAGGGCAAGGGCCAGAGAAGGAACAAUUCCCAGAUUCUGGCAUCCCGAUAGUUAAUACUCACGGAAUAGAGGUAUCACAGUAUCAGGGUAACAGAUUGUUUAGGAUGAAUUCCAUGUCAGACAUUCCACGUGAUUGUAUAAUGCACUAUAUAAACACCGUAUUCAUUUUAUUAGUAUUCAUGCUGUAGUGCUGGUAGUUCUGGCAGGGAUACGGUUAAUAAUAUACAUUCAGUGUGAUCUAUUGAAGGAAAAUUCCAUAAAUUCUCAUUAUGUUUUGUAGCAUAAUACUGACGGCGUGAACUGUGAGCGAUGCCGCUUAACCUACUACAAAUCACCCGACCAUCCAAUCGACUCACCGUACAUCUGCCAGAGUAAGUAUUAACCCCCUCUGUCUCAUCAUAUGCCCAGCCAGAGUAUGUAAUAACCCUCUCCCUCCCAUCAAACCCCAGCCAGAGUAAGUAUUAACCCCAUCCCUCCCAUCCAACCCCCAGCCAGAGUAUGUAUUCACCCCCUCCGUCUCAUCAUACCCCAAGCCAGAGUAUGUAAUAACCCUCUCCCUCCCAUCAAACUCCCAACCAGAGUAUGUAAUAACCCCUUCCCUCCCAUCAAACCCCCAGCCAGGGUAAGUAUUAACCCCCUCUCAUCAUACCACCAGCCAGAGUAUGUAUUAACCCCCUCUCAUCAUACCCCCAGCCAGAGUAAGUAUUAACCCUCUCCCUCUCAUCAAACCCCCAACCAGAGUAAGUAUUAACCUCUCUCCAUCCCAUAAAACCCCUAGCCAGAGUAAGUAUUAACCCUCUCAAACCCCUAGCCAGAGUAAGUAUUAACCACAUGUGACGCACUCUUGACAUGUCCUGUGUUGUCCUCAGAGUGCGCAUGUGAUUCAGAAUACAUGGAUGGAACGUGUGAGGACUUGACGGGGAGGUGUUACUGUAAACCAAACUAUACCGGCAAGGACUGCGGGCAGUGCGCUGAAGGGUUCGCCAACUUCCCAGAGUGCUAUGGUAAGACUGCUAUCGCUCUUAUAACGAAUUACUGGGGUAAUCGCAAAACCUCAUUAAUCUUCUGUUUUGGAGCCUGAAAUACAGCCCUCUAGAUCUUUACUGGGACAAUUUCUAAUAGAACCUUCUGUCUUUUAUACAAUAUUUUUUGUAGUCUACUCAGCAUGUUGUUCCAGAUAUUGGACUGUAGAGGGAGACUUCAUGCUGUGACAUUGAUUUUAUUCUAUUCUCUCCCCCCCCCCCAGCUAUCACAGGUCCCCCAGGCGAUAAGACCGGAGAGCAGAUACUACCUGUAGGAGAAAUCAUCAGUAAGUGCGGCAUUAUUAUUUUAUUGAUGUUUAAACAGACAAACUAUUUAUACUCUAAAAUAAUGCUAAUUCUAAAUAUUCCAUAGCGCAGUGCAUGAUGGGACUGUGUGGUGGUGACUGCCUAUAUCUCACAUAGUUUGGAGAUUAGUAAGUGGGACAGGGGCUCACGUUAUUACGAAUACAGUCUGUUUAGAUCCCGAUGUCCUACUCUGCACAGUCAGAUAACGAUAGUGCUUGUCACAUGACUGUACCGCGCUCUGUCACUUGACUCUAUGUUUUAUAAUGUCUCUUUGUCUCUCAGACUGUGACUGCCAUGUUGCCGGGACCGUUGGAAACGCCUGCCGCAAAGACCCCGUUCUGGGCGCUUGUGUCUGCAAACCAAAUUUCCAGGGAGACGCAUGCGAUGACUGUGCUCCUCACUUCUUCGGUCCCAACUGCCAAGGUGGGUGUGGGAGAGAUGCGUGUUGUGUUAAUUCAGAACCAGGGCGCUUGCAUGUGGCGAUAUGGGUAAAAUUUACAUUCUCGUAGCGCAUCAUGACGAAUCAGACAAGACUGCACAUCGUCUGCUCCAUGUCUUUUUCACAUCUUUUCCCUGACUUAUUGCUUUGUGGUCUGUGCUCCCCGAGAGAGUCCCACUGCAGUCUGUGCCCCCCUAAGAAUGUCCCACUGCAGUCUGUGCUCCCUGAGAAUGUCCUACUGCAGUCUGUGCCCCCCUGAGAAUGUCCCACCGCAGUCUGUGCUCCCUGAGAAUGUCCCACUGCAGUCUGUGCUCCCUGAGAAUGUCCUACUGCAGUCUGUGCCCCCCUGAGAAUGUCCCACCGCAGUCUGUGCUCCCUGAGAAUGUCCUACUGCAGUCUGUGCUCCCUGAGAAUGUCCUACUGCAGUCUGUGCCCCCCUGAGAAUGUCCCACCGCAGUCUGUGCUCCCUGAGAAUGUCCUACUGCAGUCUGUGCUCCCUGAGAAUGUCCUACUGCAGUCUGUGCCCCCCUGAGAAUGUCCCACCGCAGUCUGUGCUCCCUGAGAAUGUCCCACUGCAGUCUGUUCUCCCUGAGAAUGUCCUACUGCAGUCUGUGCCCCCCUGAGAAUGUCCCACCGCAGUCUGUGCUCCCUGAGAAUGUCCUACUGCAGUCUGUGCUCCCUGAGAAUGUCCCACCACAGUCUGUGCUUCCUGAGAAUGUCCUGCUGCCGUCUGUGCUCCCCGAGAAUGUCCCACCGCAGUCUGUGUCCCCGAGUGUGUUUCACUGCAGUCUGUGCUCCCCGAGAAUGUCCCACCGCAGUCUGUGCUCCCCCAGAAUGUCCCACUGCAGUCUGUGCUCCCCCAGAAUGUCCCACCGCAGUCUGUGCUCCCUGAGAAUGUCCCACCACAGUCUGUGCUCCCUGAGAAUGUCCCACCACAGUCUGUGCUUCCUGAGAAUGUCCUGCUGCCGUCUGUGCUCCCCGAGAAUGUCCCACCGCAGUCUGUGUCCCCGAGUAUGUUUCACUGCAGUCUGUGCUCCCCCAGAAUGUCCCACUGCAGUCUGUGCUCCCCCAGAAUGUCCCACUGCAGUCUGUGCUCCCCCAGAAUGUCCCACUGCAGUCUGUGCUCCCCCAGAAUGUCCCACCGCAGUCUGUGCUCCCUGAGAAUGUCCCACCACAGUCUGUGCUCCCUGAGAAUGUCCCACCGCAGUCUGUGACCCCAGAGAAUGUCCCACCGCAGUCUGUGCUCCCUGAGAAUGUCCCACCACAGUCUGUGCUCCCUGAGAAUGUCCUGCUGCCGUCUGUGCUCCCCGAGAAUGUCCCACCGCAGUCUGUGUCCCCGAGUGUGUUUCACUGCAGUCUGUGCUCCCUGAGAAUGUCCCACCGCAGUCUGUGUCCCCGAGUGUGUCCCACCGCAGUCUGUGCUCCCCAAGAAUGUCCCACCGCAGUCUGUGCUCCCCGAAAAUGUCCCACUGCAGUCUGUGACCCCAGAGAAUGUCCCACUGCAAUCCGUGACCCCCGAGAAUGUCCCACUGCAGUCUGUGCCCCCCUAGAGAAUGUCCCACUGCAGUCUGCGCCCCCAGAGAAUGUCCCACUGCAGUCUGCACCCUCAGAGAAUGUCCCACCUCAGUCUGCGCUCCAGAGAAUGUCCCACCGCAGUCUGCGCCCCCAGAGAAUGUCCCACUGCAGUCUGCGCCCCCAGAGAAUGUCCCACUGCAGUCUGCGCCCUCAGAGAAUGUCCCACCUCAGUCUGUGCCCCCAGAGAAUGUCCAACCGCAGUCUGCGCUCCCAGAGAAUGUUCCACCAUAGUCUGUGCCCUAAUGCAUCUUUUCUACUGUACCUGUCAUUCUUUUGAUUCUCCCUUCCAAUUCUCACCAUUACCAUUAUUGAUAUCUGAUAUCUCCAUGUCUCAUGUUCUCAGUUUUUUCCCCCUGUUUCCUUUGCCAUUUUUACCUCCUGCCGCUGGUGUUUUCACGUAUCAUUCUGUGUCACGCAGAGUGUUUGUGCUCCGGACCUGGUGUGUACGACGGGAGCUGUGACAAGAACACCGGGCAUUGUGUGUGCCGAGAUGGAUUUGUAGGAUUCUAUUGUGAGCAGUGUUCUUCCGGCUUCUUCAAUUAUCCCCUCUGCCAACGUGAGUAAUUUAUUCCGAAAUACAGGUAUACUGAACUUUCUAUGUAGUCUACCUGUAUUUCCAGUCUGUGCCCCACAGCAGCUUUAUUAAAUUUGUACAAGGAAUCGCAAAACGGUAAAAAAACAAAAUAAAGAGCUCCCUAUUGACCCGGAGAAUAAUUUUCAACAUUUUAUUUUGGUCUGAACUGAAAGAUGCAUACAUGUAGUUAAAGGGGCACGGUCAAGUCCUGAGAUAUUUAAUAUUAUGUUUUCUUAUCUCAUUAUUUAUCGAAUAUAUAUACUGGAUAUAUUUGUGAGUUGUGAAAAGAAAAUGAAAUGUAGAAAUCCACUCACUUUUUUUUACUUCUGUCCUGGACCUGAGAGCUUCCUCUCAGUUAUUAUUAACUCCGCCCUUUGCAGCUGUCUGUCAGCAUAGAGAGAGGACGAGACACAAUGUUUCUUCUUCAUCUGCUCCAAUGCCCUGCCUGUGCCAGGACUUAACUGGAUUGUGAUUUCCCAAUUGCUAAAUAUUUCAUUUAAACUUCAAAGAAUUGGAGUCACACGUGAAAAAGGUUAACACAAGUUAGAGGUGAUUUUAUGUGUUUUUUUUCGAUGGUGUAAAUUGUAGAGAAUUGACACUAUCUCUUUGGUCUCGAUGAGAGGUCUCUGUCUAACUUGGGGAAGCCGGUGUUUGGGACAAGUGCCUUUCCUUGUGUGCAAUGAGCAGGUUUUAGGGCAUUGUCCUCCAGUCUAUCUGUACGUUUUGUGAAUCUCACAGUGUGUGUCUCUGUUUCCGCAGUGUGUCCGUGCAGCUCCGUGGGCACUCAACCCAACGGCUGUGAUGACUAUGGACGCUGUUUGUGUAAACCUGAAUAUGGAGGACCCCGAUGUGACAAGUGCGAGUUAGGAUAUCACUCGUACCCUCAUUGCCAUGGUACGCUGGCUCCACCUAGUGCAAGCGAAGGAGAAUAGCAAGAUGGUCGAAUUUAGCCCCAAAUAACUGGUUUAAAAAAAUUACCCAACUCCAUUCUAAUCACAGUUCGGCUAUUUUUGCCUGAAUCUUGCAUUUGGGAGUUUAGUUAACUUCAUUUUGGAGUUUAGUGAAUAGCUUUUUUUUUUUUUAAAUAGUUUUGGCAAAUAUAGCUGAUUUGGAAGAAUGCUCCCUCUUAGUUGUGCAUCGUCAUUCAGUAAAGUUAGUAACAAAGUGAAUUUCAAGUUUAUAUUCGAACUGGCUAUAUCUCAAUCUGCUCUGCUUAGUUUGGCUACUCUGGCCUUAAAUUUGAAUUCUCUUUAAAUUCUCACUUUAGUUAGUAGCCUGUGAAUAUUUACUGAAUAAACAUUGCAGGGUCCUUCUCUAAACCGUGAAAUGUCUGGCUUUACCAGAAAAUCGCUAAUGUUUGGUCAAAUCGUCCCAUGGUUUCAGCGGAGCUACUUUGGCCUAAAUGUUUCAGUUCAGAUUUCCUCUCGCUAUAAUUCAUUGUUUAAUUAGUAAAACAAGCUGAGUUGGUGAAUUUUUCCAGUAAUUAUAAAAUAGCCGUGCCUGCGUGAAUAGAGAUAUUCUGUAUAUUUCUAUCUGGUUCUAGAGGGAAGCUAUCUCUGAAACAGAUUUAGAAGGACGAGGGGGUAUUUUAGUUUAACCCUUUGCAUGUUCUCCACGGUUACCUAAUUAAUGUAACGGAGGCCGUGGGUGAAUUUCUCUGCAUUUUGGUUCCGUCUGUUUUGAUGUAAACGAAUGGUAAUGUUGUUGAUUUUCUGUAUAUCUGUCUUUCUAACAUUAUUUGAUCUUUUGUUAAUAUGUAUUUUUCCUACAGCUUGUUCCUGUGACCCGCGUGGCUCCGAGGACAAUAUCUGCACCCAGACAGGUCAUUGUCAGUGUCGCCCCAACUAUUCGGGACAGAUGUGCAACCAAUGUGCACCCGGAUUUUACGGCUUUCCAGACUGCGCUGGUGAGUUAUCACACAUUACUAGUAACUGCCGUUCCCUUAGCGUGAUCUAUCCUGUUCCCUCCUGAGUCAUACAUCGUUUUACUCAUAAUGUCAUCCAUAGUCCCAUCGCAGUGAGGUCUGCUAGAAAAAAACAAGUCUGUGUUCAAACAAAACAAUCUACAAUGUGAAAACAUUUUGAUCUUCUGUGGAACUUAAUUUUUUUCUUCUAGUCAUUUGUGAUGAUUAAAUUUGAGUUUUUUAACGUGGAAAGCGAGAUCUCUUAAAUUAUUUGUUUUUCACUUCCCCCUCUUACAUGAUCAUUAAAGGACCACUAUAGUGCCAGGAAAACAAAUUUGUUUUCCUGGCACUAUGGUGCCCUGAGGGUGCCCCCACCCUCAGGGUCCCACUCCCGCCAGGCUGAAGGGGGUUAAACACUCACCUUUCUCCAGCGCCGGGCUCCCUCGGUGCUGGGGACUCUUCUCCUCCUUCCGACGUCAUCGGUUGAAUGUGCAUGCGCGGCAAGAGCGUGCAUUCAGCCAGUCCAUAGGAAAGCAUUCUCAAUGCUUUCCUAUGGACGCUGGCGUCUUCUCACUGUAAAAAUCACAGUAAGAAUCGCGGAAGCCCUCUAGCGGCUGUCAAUGAGACAGCCACUAGAGGCUGGAUUAACCCAUUUAUAAAUAUAGCAGUUUCUCUGAAACUGCUAUGUUUACAGCAGGCAGGGUUAACCCUAGAUGGACCUGGCACCCAGACCACUUCAUUAAGCUAAAGUGGUCUGGGUGCCUAUAAUGGUUCUUUAACCCCUUAAGGACACAUGACAUGUGUGACAUGUCAUGAUUCCCUUUUAUUCCAGAAGUUUGGUCCUUAAGGGGUUAAUCGAUGCAGUCGUUGUACACAGCUAGUUUGCCGCUGGGGUUUGAUAAGUUUAGUCCCUGUUGCUGUGGUUCAUUAUUAAACGCAGCCAUAAAGCGCUCCUGCCCCUCUCAUUCUCUGUUUCAUGUAUCUCUCGCUGACAAUGUCUAGGUUUGAGUGACUCUGUUUUCUGUUGGCAGCUUGUCAGUGUUCCCCAGAGGGGUCCCUGCACAGUAUGUGUGACCCCCAGAGUGGGCAGUGCAGGUGCCGCCAUGGAGUUGGGGGUCUGCGAUGUGAUGUGUGCGUCCCAGGAAUGUACGGCUUCCCAAACUGUGAAGGUAAAGCUGUGACAGACAAUGUACCCAAUAUACAACAUGUAACAGAAUCCCUCUUCUCAUUAAAGCUGGGGGACGGCUAGCCGGCUACUAAAUUGCCCCCAGUGUUGCUGAUCUCAGUUUCUAAUGAUCUUUAUUGCAGUGGGACCAUGUAACCCGUCCGGGUCUUCCUCGGUUAGCGUGAACCCUCCAGAGGUGAGUUUACAUUAUUAACACACAACCAGCCUGCAUUGACCGUAGAACAACUUAGUAAUUUCAAGUAAAAAAAUAAAUCCUUUCCAGCCUUAUUGUUACUGCUGCCGAUCCAAAAGAAGGUGAAAAAAAAAAAAAGAAUUAAAUCUGAUUUCUCCUUUAUUAUCAAUCUCCAAAGAAAAUAACAUAUUCCUCAUUAUACGAUACACAUCAUUUGUAAAACUGUCCUCGUCUUAGAAUAUGACAGCACAACCUCCCGAGACGGAGCAUAUACAUUUUUUAUUCUUAUUGUAAAAAGAAAAAAAAAUAACAAUUCUGCAAAUCCUUUUACUGACCAGCACGGGCCCUGUAUAUAUUUGUGUAAUUUUAUAUCCUCUAAUAAACUCCAUUUCUAGUGUAACACAUUUAUUCAGUUACCGUAUCUGCUGGGAUGAUGUUCUGUGCCCCCACUACUUUCUGGAAUAGUAAUCGUGGUGCCUAGCAUUCCACAGCAAUGCAGAUAAGGGGUUAAUGUGAGGAGAGAGGGGUAACCGGAGAUAGUGCUGUGGUUGCAGUAGUGCAGUAAUGACAGUCGGGUGAAGACAUGGGAAGAAUGAUCAAGCAGUGUAGGGUCUCACAGAUUCCACAGCUGCUUUCCCUGCAGCGAGCAGAAGGAAUUCACUUACACGGUGGCAUCAAGUGACAGGUGUCAUCGUUGAGCGCUUGAGAUCAGAGAGAGGGGGCGAGAUCAUGUAUUCUGGCGGUGAAGGAGUUACACGAUCUGGUCCUUUAAAGGGACAUGGGGCAGAGCGUGGUCAGGCAGUGGGAGGAGAGCAACCGUCUGGGAAGAUUUGGUGGCAGACGCCCCACAAAUCCUAUUGAAAUGCUUUUCUGCUCGUCCCCUCUCCUGGGGCAGUUAUGCUGGAAUCAUGGCUGGUGUUUCAUAUCGUCAUUCUGCUGUCUGCCAUUCCCCAGGGAUCCUGUGAGUGCCGGGAACACGUCGAAGGGACAGCCUGUGAUAAGUGUAAACCCCUAUACUGGAACCUGCUCCCCGAAAACCCACAGGGGUGCACAAGUAAGGAAUGCCAACUGCUUAUCUGCCAAACUGUGCCCGAGAAAAGGGCCCACUCUAAUUCAUCAAGACCUCUUCUCUGUCUCUUGCAGAAUGCCACUGCGGCUUCGAGGGCACCCUAAGUGGAGUGGGCGAAUGCCAACAAGUAAGCUUAUCCUGGUAUAGGACGGAUUGGUAGCCACUAGUGAAAUAAUCAGAUAUUUAGGAGGAAAUUGUGAUUUUAAUAUAAAAUGGAAACUGAUUGUUCUGAUUUAAAAACAAAAUAAGGAUGUUAUAAGACGUUAUCUAAUUAAUGUUUAUUAGUGAAUAAUUGUAUAGUUAGAAUGAAGUUUGAAAUGAAAGCUAAUUGGAAGAUACUGGUACUCAGUGUUAAAAGAGGAAAAUACCUUUUUUUAGGGGUUAAUGAAUUGGCUAUUUAAUCCUAAAUUUCACAAUGCUAUUUUCAAUUUCCUAAAAUUCACAAAUUAGUGAACCUGAUUAUAAAGAAAAUAAACCAUUCUGCAUUAAACUCCCAUCGCUGUGUGGGCUAUAAUAUCAUUAAAUAAUUAAUACUCAUAUUGAAAAUGUAAAUAUUUAGCAAAAUUGGUUCUUAGUUUUAUUUUCUGCCCAUAGAGUGCAAGCUCACCUGCCCACAUCCAGAUAAACCUGCUGAGUGCGUUCUUCUCACUCAGUGUAAUGAAACUUUGAGCAGAUCACUCGGUGUGCGUUCAGCCCAAAGCAAUCAAACUGUAAUCACAGAAAGCCAUGUUUUAAUCCAUUAUCUAGCACCUGAAACAUGGCUGACUCCCAUCACUGACAGGCAGCAGCACGACCAGUAAUAUUUAGCUAUAAUAACAUUUUAAUAUCCUUAGAUGAUGGCAGCACAGCUUUUGCUUCAUGUCCCCAGUCGGUGGCGUUUGCAGUAGUUUAUCGGAUAUCGCCAGCCUGGCACAGUUCGUCACGGAGUGGCUUUAUAGUUGCAUGCUCUGUGCUUGGUGAUGUUUACACGUUUUAUAACAGUAAAUAGAUAAUAAGGGCUAAUAAUAGGAGCAGCGUUAAUGGCAAGCUGCGUCCAUAUUGUGUCUGACUGAGAUUACAUCCUGGAAAGGACCCUGUAAUCAAUAUACGAUGGUUUGUAACCCUAGCGGAUGGGUCAGAGAGUCUUGAGGAGGAUGGUAGCGAAGGUUAUCUGGGGAUAUGGAGAUUAUAUUAUCAUGUAGAACUGAAGGGGGGAGGGAGACAUUAACUAAUCCUGUUAGUUCGAUGUUAUAGGCGCUAAACGAGCGCUAUUUGCAAUAUAUAACCGCCCUCGGACUGGCGUAAUGCUGAUCUCUGUUUGUUUCACAGGCCUCCGGACAGUGCUUCUGUAAGCCCAACAUAUGCAGCCGGUCCUGCAGCAGCUGCAAAGAUGGAUUCUACAACCUGGAACCCAACAGCUACUUUGGGUGUCAGGGUGAGUGCCAGCUCUUUGGGUUCCCAGUAAGACGCUCUCCAGUUCAUGGCGGUGUAUUGGCAUCCAGAAAGUGAAAACAGUAUCAGGCUCAGUUAGAGCCCUCUGUCCCCCUGACUCCCUACACUGGAUAUUGUGGCUCUCUGUCCCCCUGAUUCCCCACGUUGGAUGUUGGGGUUCUCUAUCCCCCUGACUCACUACGCUGGAUGUUGGGGCUCACUGUCCCCCUGAUUCCCUACGUUGAUUGUUGGGGCUCUCUUUCCCCCUGAUUCCCCACGUUGGAUGUAGGGGCUCUCUGUCCCCCGGAUUCCCCACGUUGUAUGUUGAGGCUUCCUGUCCCUCUGAUUCCCUACUCUGGAUGUUGGAGCUCACUGUCCCCCUGACUCCCUACAUUGGAUGUUGGGGCUCUCUGUCCAUCUGAUUUCCUACACUGGAUGUUGGGGCUCACUGUGUCCCCGAUUCUUUAUGCUGGAUGUUGGGGCUCUCUGUCCCCCUUACUCCCUAUGUUGGAUGUUGGCACUCACUGUCCCCCUGAUUCCCCACGUUAGAUGUUGGGACUCUCUGUCCCCCCAAUUCCCUACGUUGGAUGUUGGGGCUCUCUGUCACUCUGACUCACUAUACUGGAUGUUGGGGCUCACUGUCCCCCUAAUUCCCUAUAUUAGAUGUUGAGGCUCUCUGUCCCCCUGACUCCCUACGUUGGAUGUUGGGGCUGUCUGUCCCCCUGACUCCCUAUGUUGGAUGUUGGGGCUCCCUGUCCCUCUGAUUCCCUACACUGGAUGUUGGGGCUCACUGUGUCCCUGAUUCCCUUUGCUGGAUGUUGGGGCUCACUGUCCCCCUUACUCCCUAUGUUGGAUUUUGGGGCUCUCUGUCCCCUGAUUCUCUAUGCUGGAUGUUGGGGCUCUCUGUCCCCCUAAUUCCCCACGUUGGAUGUAGGGGCUCUCUGUCCCCCGGAUUCCCCACGUUGUAUGUUGAGGCUCCCUGUCCCUCUGAUUCCCUACUCUGGAUGUUGGGGCUCACUGUCCUCCUGAUUCCCUACAUUGGAUGUUGGGGCUCUCUGUCCAUCUGAUUUCCUACACUGGAUGUUGGAGCUCACUGUGUCCCCGAUUCCCUAUGCUGGAUGUUGGGGCUCUCUGUCCCCCUUACUCCCUAUGUUGUAUGUUGGCGCUCACUGUCCCCCUGAUUCCCCAUGUUAGAUGUUGGGGCUCUCUGUCCCCCCAAUUCCCUACGUUGGAUGUUGGGGCUCUCUGUCACUCUGACUCACUACGCUGGAUGUUGGGGCUCACUGUCCACCUAAUUCCCAAUAUUAGAUGUUGGGGCUCUCUGUCCCCCUGACUCCUUACGUUGGAUGUUAGGGCUCCCUGUCCCUCUGAUUCCCUACACUGGAUGUUGGGGCUCACUGUGUCCCUGAUUCCCUAUGCUGGAUGUUGGGGCUCUCUGUCCCCUGAUUCUCUAUGCUGGAUGUUGGGGCCCUCUGUCCCUCUGAGUUCGUGCUGUGGUAUUGAUACUGGUGAAGGAUGGGAAGUGCUUUGUGCAGAGUGUGGGGUACAUUCCUUUCUAAUUGGAUAGCUGGAGAAUCUCUUUAAUUCCCUGUUAGGAGCGCGGUUUCGUUCCUCUGCUUGGCAGUGCUAAGCUCUCUAUUAAUAUCCUGUCCUGCCUUCCUGAGUAACACUUUAUUGAGCAGGUGUUUGUCAUCGGCAGGGUGCCAGUGUGACAUCGGAGGAUCCAUCGGCUUGGCGUGCCACGAAGAGAGCGGCGAAUGCCAGUGCCGGGAAAACGUUGAAGGAUCGCAGUGUAACCGGUGAGUCGUGUUUUGACCUCAAAAAGAGCAGUGUGAACGUGUGGCCCAGAGAGCUAGCACUCAGACAAUACAGAAUGUUACGCCAGGCUGAGCCAUGACACAUUCUGACUUGUGUUGUGUCAUUUAACUACAAUCAAUAAGCAAAAUCCACAUGGAGAGACAAAACUACUAUUAAACAAUCAAUAUUAGCUAGGUGCAAACAAUACAAGCACUCCUUCAAAUGCUUAAACACUAUAAUCACUAUAUAAUAUAGAAUGCACACUAUAACACUGAUAUUAAAUAGAAACCUUUAAUAACUAUGCAAAAAAAGAAUAUUAUUACAUAUUGUACAAAUCGGAACAGAGUAACAAUACAAGGCAAAUUGCACACAAAAAAUAUAUGUAACCAAACCGUACAAGCCUCAAGGCGGAGACACAGAGAAUCAAGGGUACCUUUGAUAAAGGCAGCCAGUUGGUGCCGAAACGUUGGGGUAGUUGGUGACUUGUGUCUCUGCCUUGAGGCGUGUACAGUUUGGUUACAUAUAUUUUUUUGUGUGCAAUUUGCCUUUACUGUUAUUCUGUUCCGAUUUGUACAAUAUGUAAUAAUAAUCUUUUUUUGCAUAUUUAUUAAAGGUUUCUCUUUAAUAUCAGUGAGUGUUAUAGUGUGCAUUCUAUAUUAUAUAGUGAUUAAACUACAAUCCGUUAUGUUAAAAAAUAUCUGUUUAAACAUUCAUCUGUAUGACAUCAUCAGUUACAUCAUUACACUGUGUUAUAAGUAACCUUUCUUUUACGGUUAUUUAAUUACAAUAUUACAGUGUUACCAAUUACAAACAUACUGUAUGCUUAUGCUUGUUUCUUUGUUUUGUAAACUGAAAACUACGUCUCCAAGACCAGAAAAAAACAAAAAAAGCUUGUUUACUACUCACCUGCUCAAUCACUCACUGUGCUGGGUGCAUUAUGGGAUAAUCUAAACCCCUGACUGUUUCCAGAGUCCCGCACCAGUCAUAAACUGUGUUAGAAGAUUUAAAAAGACAGAAAAAAGCAUCAAAUCAGGAAAAAGGGACUACGUGGAAUAUUAUUUAAUUUUAGAAAACAAAUCCUUUUUUAUGUAAUUAAAUUUGUGCUUUAUAUUAUUAAUAUUUUUUUUAUUAUAUCGCUUCCUGCCCCCUAACAGGCCAUCUCAAGGCUUUUACUUUCCCGACCUUCACCACUUGAAGUACGAGGUGGAGGAUGGCGUGUCGGCGGAUGGCAGACCUGUUCGCUUUGGUUAUAACCCCUUGGAGUUUGAGAAUUUCAGCUGGCGAGGCUAUGCACAAAUGUCUCCCGUCCAGGUACUGCGUAACAUCCAGCAACCACGCAGGGUUAAUCAAUAGACACUCCGUAUUGGACAGAAUUUAACAUUUCGAAAAUUAUCCAGGCUGUGUCUGGAGUGGAGUUCUGCUCAUUGGUGUAAAUUUCGCCAUUCUGAUUUUAAUUUUGCUGACAGAGUAAUUCUGUCAGGCUGUUCGCUGCGUCGCGGUAUGGAUCAGAAAAAGCUGUUUCUUACGUGUGUGGCAAUUAGCGCACAGCAAUUUCCCCCACGCUCAUACAGUAUUUAUAAUGCAGUAAAUAUAGCAAUGUCCUGCGCCACGCGCUCUGCCACCAUAUCCACCUCUGAGCGGGACAGAAGGUGGCGCACGUGCUGUGCAUUAUUCCGAGCGUUAGAAGGCUAUACUAAAAUAUUUAUCGUGGGCUGAUUUUUAUCCCCCAUCCUGUUACGCCACAUUCAAGAUGGCUGCCUCUUUGGGGUCUGGGAAAGGCACCAAAAAGAACUUAUUAUUAUUCAUUAUAUUCAUUAUAACGUAAUAGACACAGAGGCUGCAAUACAUAGAGUUGUUUAUUUUCAAUACUAAAAAAAAAUUAUUAUAGUUUUUUUUUUUUCAAUUUAGAUUUUUUAUUUGAGUAUACAGCAAAGUGCACAGAUAACACAUGGAAUCUGAUAAAUGCAAUAUAAUGUCAGUUCAUAACCAGUCGAUAAAGAGACACGUACCAUCAAGGAGUUAGUCAGGCUGCCAUUGCAAAAUGAUGACAGUUUUCCUUUAAAUCCAACCCAUGCAUUUCAUGACAUAAAGGGAUUCGUGGCUUGCAUUGGCCCAGGUCGUUCAGGGGUUAAACCCGGCUAUAUGUUUGGUAAAGAACAGAAUAAUAUAUGCAUUGGCCCCAGCGUUACUGUGUAUCUCCCGUUUCUUUAAAACAACAGUGUAAGUUAACUCUUUGAGUGCUGGCAUGCAUGUCUUUAUACCACGAUCAUACAGUCUGUCUGUCUUUCGCAGCCCAAGGUUGUGCUAACCAUCAAUGUCACCUCUCCGGACCUCUUCCGAGUGGUUUUCCGAUAUGUGAAUCGUGGGCCGGACAGCGUGAGCGGGACAGUGACAUUCCGGGAGGACAGCAGAUCAAAUGCUUGUGCCAACUGUAAGUAUAGUGUCUGUCCCCUCUUUUAUCCGUGGUACAUUCCAGCAGGCGGGCACGGAGACUCAGUAAGCUGUGGAAUGUCUCAUUAGAGCUCGCUGAGAGGGGAGAAGGAGACGCAGGCUUAAUGCUGUCUAAUUUACUUGUCUCUUUCAUCGCUUCUUGUGAAACAUUAUUCCCAGAAUUUAAUAACGAGCCUGCACUAUUUCACACCUAAAAAGUGUUCUGUGAGGCUCCAGGGGCCCUAUCUCUGCCCGAGGACCCCGUAUUCAUUUCUUCCCGUAGUUAUAUCAUCUAUAACUCUUUUUUUGGCCAGAGAGCUCUUAGUAAACGAAUGCUCAAAAUUACGCACCAGCCAUAAAAUAAAAUGCGUCGGUGAAUUGUAGAGUUGUAUGUUUAUAUAUAUAUAUAUAUAUAUAUAUAUAUAUAUAUAUAUGUUAACCCCUUCAUAAAGUGCUAGGUCCCUUAUCAAGUAAUGAUCUUUCUCUUGCCAUGAAAGGGUUAACCCCCUGAGUGCCUUUUACGUUCUCUUCCAUGGCGCUGAGAAUUCCUCAUCGCUGUGGCCGGAUGUUAUGAUUCUGCUUAAUAUUUCCUAUUUUUUCCCUUUGCAGGCUCUGAACAGUCCAAGCAGAUAACCUUCCCACCAAGUACCGACCCCGCAUUCGUGACCAUCCCGCAGGGCAGUUUUGGGUCACCGUUUGUCCUGAAUCCCAACACGUGGUCAGUGAAAAUAGAGGUGGAAGAUGUUCUGCUGGUGGGUUACUUAUUGUUUGAUUAUACAAUGUGUCCGUGUUGCUGUCAGUCUCUGUUCUCACUGCCAAGUCUCUUGUAGGAUUAUCUGGUUCUCUUGCCCAGCGCAUAUUACGAAGCCCCAAUCCUGCAGGUGAAAGUCACAGAGCCGUGCAGCUACUUACCGUCUGCAGACCAGACCACCAACAAGUAAGAGAUCCCAACACUCCGCGUACGCUAGAACACUAUAUAGUGCCUCAUUAUGUCUUACUUUUGCCCAGAGUAGUUAGAAGGGGUCAGAGAUCAGCUCACUGUCUCACUGUCGCUCUGUCUUUUUCAGCUGCCUUCUCUACAAAUACCUGUCGCUGGAUGGAUUUACAUCUGCACAAGGAAGUGAUGGGAUAUGCCGCCUCGAUAAUAAUCUGCCCAGACCGUGCCAAGCUGAACGCAUUACUCCCCGGCACCCACCCAUGGUGAUGUGUUAUGGAAACGAUGUAAGUAUGAACAUCAGAGAUUACUGAGACGCUAACCGCUAGAUUGGGAUAUACUGAGACGCUAACUGCUAGCUCAGGAUAUACUGAGACACUAACUGCUAGCUUGGGAUAUACUGAGACGCUAACUGCUAGCUUGGGAUAUACUGAGACACUAACUGCUAGCUUGAAAUAUACUGAGGCAUUAACUGCUAGCUUGGGAUAUAGUGAGACACUAACUGCCAGCUCGGGAUAUACUGAGACACUAACUGCUAGCUUGGGAUAUACUGAGACACUAACUGCUAGCUUGAAAUAUACUGAGGCAUUAACUGCUAGCUUGGGAUAUAGUGAGACACUAACUGCCAGCUCGGGAUAUACUGAGACACUAACUGCUAGCUUGGGAUAUACUGAGACACUAACUGCUAGCUUGAAAUAUACUGAGGCAUUAACUGCUAGCUUGGGAUAUAGUGAGACACUAACUGCCAGCUCGGGAUAUACUGAGACACUAACUGCUAGCUUGAAAUAUACUGAGGCAUUAACUGCUAGCUUGGGAUAUACUGAGACACUAACUGCCAACUCGGGAUAUAGUGAGACACUAACUGCCAGCUCGGGAUAUACUGAGACACUAACUGCCAGCUCGGGAUAUAGUGAGACACUAACUGCCAGCUUGGGAUAUACUGAGACGCUAACUGCCAGCUCUGGAUAUACUGAGACGCUAACUGCUAGCUCUGGAUAUACUGAGACACUAACUGCCAGCUUGGGAUAUAACGAGACACUAACGGCUAGCUUGGGAUAUACUAAGACACUAACUGCCAGCUCGGGAUAUAGUGAGACAGUAACUGCCAGCUCGGGAUAUAGUGAGACACUAACUGCUAGCUUGGGAUAUACUGAAACACUAACUGCUAGCUUGGGAUAUACUGAGACACUAACUGCUAGCUUGGGAUAUACUGAGACACUAACUGCUAGCUUGGGAUAUACUGAGACACUAACUGCUAGCUUGGUAUAUACUGAGACACUAACUGCCAGCUUGGGAUAUACUGAGACACUAACUGCUAGACUGCUAGCUCGGGAUAUACUGAGACACUAACUGCUAGCAUAGGAUAUACUGAGACACUAACUGUUAGCUUGGGAUAUACUGAGACACUAACUGCUAGCUUGGGAUAUACUGAGACAGUAACUGCUAGCUUGGGAUAUACUGAGACAGUAACUGCUAGCUCGGGAUAUACUGAGACACUAACUGCUAGCUUGGGAUAUACUGAGACACUAACUGCUAGCUCGGGAUAUACUGAGACACUAACUGGUAGCUCGGGAUAUACUAAGACACUAACUGCUAGCUCGGGAUAUACUGAGACACUAACUGCUAGCUUGGGAUAUACUGAGACACUAACUGUUAGCUUGGGAUAUACUGAGACACUAACUGCUAGCUUGGGAUAUACUGAGACACUAACUGCUACCUUGGGAUAUACUGAGACACUAACUGCUAGCUUGACUCCCGACAUCCAGGUUGAUGUCCAGUUCCGUCUCUUGGUUCCUCACCCGGGCCGGUAUGUGGUUUUGGUGGAAUAUGCCAACGAGGAGGAAGUACAGCCCACCAGUGUCACGUUACAUUCACCUCCGCACCACCCCCAGCAGGGAACCAUCAAGUUCUAUCCGUGUAAAUUCAGGUCAGUAACCCUGCGUUCAAACUGCGCUCUUUAAAUGCUAAACUCUGCUAGCAGGACCUGUCUUUUAGUGGAAUGUAUAGGUGUAAAUAAAACUUUAUUCCUUUUCACAGUUUCCUGUGCCGUGGGGUCGUCCUCGAUGCACAGCACAGAGUGGCCAGCUUUGAUAUCAGCACAGAAGCCAUUAUUCGCUUUACGGCAGAUCAGACGCGGUUCCAUUUAGUGAGUGCGCACUUUUCUGAACCAGCCUGCUUUAGCGCUGUGAUUUCGCAUCUUACUAAUGUACCCGUUUUGUGUUUUCCAACAGGCGAAGAUCUACUUGAUCCCAAGUGAGCAGUUUACCAUGGAGUAUAUUCAGCCACGUGUUCACUGUAUAGCCGUCCACGGAUCAUUUUCUCCCAGCAGGUAGCGUGUUUGAAUUUUUAGAGAUUAAAGCCUCUCAUUUCGCCUGCGUUUCCUUAUUCUGUGUUUGCUGAUCUGCAGUGGGUCCUGCGUUCCUUCACGCUUCCAGAAGCCAUCUCAGUCUGUGGUUCUAAGAGAGGGAAAGGUGGGAUCGGUCCCAGACAACAUUCCUCUGUCCCACGGUUUCCUGACACCACACACAGAUGGUCACCAAGUUCCCACCCACCCAGACCCCCUGCCACCAACUGCAAUAGAUGCCACAAAGCUAAUUCAUCUACAUAGCCCACAGGUGUGCAACUAAAAAUAACACGUUACACAAAUAAAAAUCCUGUUUAUUAAUCUAUUUUGCCCUAUUCUUUGUAUAAUUUGUAGAUUUAAUCCUUACGGUUCUCUGUUGUUUCUUUUUCUAUUUCUGUCGCUCUGGGUAGACCGUUGUGGGGUACAACGGGCGUGUUCAAUCCCCAGGACGUUACGCUUUCGUGGUACAUUAUUACCAGCCUUCCCAGCCGACCUUCACCAUCGAGGUGCUUGUUCAUGGGGGCCGGGUAUGGCAAGGUAAGAAUACCGUAUUGCUCGAUCAGUCAGAGCACUUGUAUCUGUAUACAGUAAUUAGAGGAUCACCUAACAGAUGCCGUGGCUAGAAAAUAUAUCACUCCGUACCAUGUAGCUUGCGGGUCUGAGGGUUCCGUGUGCUGGGAGAUCAUUGGGUCAUAGUUUUGGUCUUUGCAUAUUGUGGAAUAAAAAAUGAGACUGCAUUACAGAUCAAUACAGAAAGUAAAAUAGCAGUCGCCAUGAUGCUUAUACCAGGCGAUCUUGUCUUUACACCCGGUAAAAGCUGUGCCGCGCGUGAGAAAUUCAUGGUUUUUAUUGAAAGUAAUGAGAAACUGCUUUAGGAAGGUGAUAGAUUUUGAAUCUACAACACAAAUCGCGGCUAUUUGUAUCGAUUUGGCCCUUGGCAGUGAGAACAGAGACUGACACAGCGUAGAUUUUUAUUUUGUUGUAUUGGCUGAUUUCUCACCAGGAAGAUAUUAUCACUGUGUUCUCACCAGGAGGAUAACAAGUCCAUAUUUCCCUUAUUUAAGGUUCUGCAAAUGCCACGUACUGCCCUCACGGUUACGGCUGCCGGAGCUUGGUUGUCUCUGAGAACCACGUUGUUCUAGAUGUGACGGAUAACGACCUGACGGUGACCGUGCGUGUUCCUGGCGGGAAGAUAAUCUGGCUGGUAAGUGAAAACCACGCAUUUUGUGCCGUGACCAAUGUUGACAAUAUGGGCCUUAUCUGGCUAAGUCUUUAACUUGCUGUUUGUUUGGCUAGGAAUACAUUCUGGUGAUCCCCGAAGACAGUUACAGCUCCAGCUAUCUGGUAGAAGAACCGUUGGACAAAUCCUAUAAUUUUAUCAGUCAGUGCGGAGCCAACAGCUUCCAGAGCAAGUAAGGACUUUAUAAACGUGGCAUGAAAUGGGUUUAACAUCACUGAGGAUGUAACCAAUUCCACUGCAAAUAAUUUGUACAAAUAGAAUCGUAAAUAAAGGACACUUACAGGAAGUCAUUGGGCAGUAAUUUCAUUUAAAAGAUAAUAUGUCCUAUCUUUAUUGUGCCAGUGCCGGCUGGUAAACUGCAUGUCCCAUAAGCCUUUUCCUGCCUCAUUUGCAUUGUUUUUGGCUGGUUGAGGUUUGCGGGAGUUGCGGUCAGCAUGUUGCCGCCUUUUGAUCACGUGACUGACACUCCUUGUUUACGCUGCACACUGCGAUACAGCCAUUACGGCAGGUAUCUUGUCUGCUGCCUGUGUAGGUGAUUCGCCAUUUCUCCUGCAUUUCUGAUUGUGCGCUCUUUGACAUGUCUGACUUCUCUUCCCAGCCCGGCCCCAUUCAAGUUCUGCCGAGACGCUGCUGUCUCCCUGUCGCUUUUUUACAAUAAUGGUGCCCAGCCGUGUAACUGCCACGAAGCUGGCGCUGUGGGUGCGUCCUGUGAGCCGUACGGAGGGCAGUGCACCUGCCGCCCACAUGUAAUUGGAAGAGAUUGUUCCCACUGUGCCGUGGGAUACUGGGCUUUCCCAAACUGCAGACGUGAGUGUCAAAACGAACACUGGGAAUGGGAAUUAAAUAAUCUUAAAUUAAAAUCCGAGAGCAAAAGGAAUCCGUUAAUAUGAAUCAAAUGUGUUAUUAUUAAAUUAUUAUAAUUUAUUAUUAUUAGAGCUGGCUUUGUGAUGCACAUUUUACAUAUUUAUUUUAUUAUUUGUGUACACACUCUGUGUGUCACUGCUUGUUCUUGUAUUUGCCACAAGGUGGUGCAGUGUGCCUGUUUGUAGUUGUAUUGUGGUAUAAGGUGUGCUAAAUAACCAACCGUUAUUUCCUGUGCAGCUGAAUGGGAUGUGUAGAAAAGUCAAGUAUUUUCCAUUCUACCGUUAAAAUCUGCUAUUUUCUGCAUUUUUGUUAACACAUUAUUGAGAUUCUGUGGAUUUAUUGUUGAAUAUGUGCUAACACCCCCCUCCCUCCCCUUCUCCCAGCCUGUGAAUGCGGCUCUCGCCUUUGUGAUGAGGUGACCGGUCAGUGUAUCUGCCCCCCUCGCACCGUGAAGCCGGAAUGCACAGUUUGCCAGCCACAGACAUUCGGUUGUCAUGCACUUAUUGGCUGUGAGAAUUGCGACUGCUCCAGAACCGGACUGCAGAACAUGACAGAGCUAGGAUGUGAUAUCCACACCGGACAGUGCACGUGAGUGACGGCUAGAGAGAGAGAACUGUGAUGGCGUAGAGAGGGAGAACUGUGAGCGACGGCUAGAGAGGGAGAACUGUGAGCGACGGCUAGAGAGGGAGAACUGUGAGUGACGGCGUAGAGGGGGAGAACUGUGAGUGACGGCGUAGAGGGGGAGAACUGUGAGUGACGGCAUAGAGGGGGAGAACUGUGAGUGACGGCAUAGAGGGGGAGAACAAUGAGUGACAGGUUAGAGAAGGAGAGCCAUGAAUGACAGGUUAGAGAAGGAGAGCCGUGAGUGACAGGUUAGAGAAGGAGAGCCGUGAGUGACGGCUUAGAGAGGGAGAGCCGUGAGUGACGGCUUAGAGAGGGAGAGGAAUGAGUGACGGCUUAGAGAGGGAGAGCCGUGAGUGAUGGCUUAGAGAGGGAGAGCUGUGAGUGACAGCUUAGAAAUGGAGAAUGAUGAGUGACAGGUUAAAGAAGGAGAGCCGUGAGUGAUGGCUUAGAGAGGAAGAACCAUGAGUGACGGUGUAGAGAGGGAGAGCUGUGAGUGGAUUUAUAAAGUUCUGGUUUACUGAGCUGGUGAAGUCUCUCCUGAAUGUAUUAAGGGGAACGGUUUCUGUGCAGAAUUGAUAGAAUGUCUACAGACUUACUAUUAAUUAAUAUUAUGUUAAUUAUGAUCAAUUCGUUUAUAACGUGUCACGCUCUUUUCUGUAGGUGUAAGCCAAACAUCAUGGGCAGAAGGUGUGAUAAAUGUGCCCCUGGCUACUUUGGUUACCCCAACUGCAGGCCGUGUGAAUGUAACCGGGCAGGUACAGAGCCCAGCAUCUGUGACCCAGUGUCUGGCCAGUGUCAUUGCAAGGUGAGUGCCAUGUCACGUAUCCCCUGAGAACCCCAGCAAAACGUGGCAAGGACGGCAUCCUCUGCCAGUUACGGUCCUGCCAUGUGUUUUCUGUCAUUGUUCCUCUCCCCCACGCGCUGAGCUUUCUCUAGUAAUUACUGGACAGUUAAUAGAGUUCAGUUUAUGUUAAUUGAAGGGAACUUGCUUUAAUAAAUGUGUGGUAAAAAAUGUCAUGCUUCGUAUCAUAAAAACUUUACUUUAAAAUUAAGAAUGGGUGCUUCAUUAUGGGGUUUUUAUCUUGGUGAAGAUCAUACGACAUCAGUUCCUCUAUCAAACAAAACACAGACUGGUCAAUAGGGCUUUGCAGUUCAUUGUUCUGUACGGUCACUGUUUAGUGGAUGAACCCAUAGAAAUGAAGGCAAGUGAGUUGGAUCAUUAAGUUAAGCUAGUUUGAGCAGUAUUGGUUAUUAGGUCAGUUUUUGGGAAGUGGGGAGAUGUCAGAGACCCACGACACACAUUAACCUCUACCUGUCCAAACUGAUUGUUUACUUCAUGUCUUCCUCCAGGAAAAUGUGGAGGGGCUGAGCUGUGAGCGAUGCCGCCUGGGCACUUUCUACCUGGACGGUGACAAUCCCAAGGGCUGCACCAGAUGUUUCUGUUUUGGAGCCACUGAUCGUUGCCACACAGGGUCCAAAUAUCGGGCAGAGGUUGGUACGAUAUCCUGAAAGUGACCAUUAUCUCUAUAUAAACCUGCGUGUAGUGUCCAAGUUUAACUCUUUACCCUUCACAGUUCAGCGACAUGACUGGCUGGGUACUGGUAGGGGGAGAUCGGCAGGAAGUGGAGACCUCCGUACAGCCAAAUGAGGGGCUUGUUACAGCUGAUCUGUCAGAUAUUCCAGAUGUUUACCAAGAAUUCUAUUGGCUUGCGCCACGCAGCUACCUCGGAGAUCGGGUUAGUGUUUGCCCACACAGUGUGGGAUCGAUCAUACUUUUUUCUACUUGGAUCCUGAUAAUAUUUUCUACCUGUUAUGCUGUAGCAGUUGGGGUGAUUAAAACCUAAGUAAUCGGGCACUGUACACGUCCAGUGCUGUAAGGUACGUAGUGCAAAACUACAAAUCCCAGACAAGCAGAUGGACCUGUAUCCCCAUGAGCUUCCAUUUAUCUGGAGUGGGCUCUGGGGUGGGCUGAGCUUCCAUUUAUCUGGAGUGGGCUGAGCUUCCCUUUAUCUGGAGUGGGCUGAGCUUCCAUUUAUCUGGAAUGGGCUGAGCUGCCAUUUAUCUGGAGUGGGCUGAGCUGCCAUUUAUCUGGAGUGGGCUGAGCUUCCAUUUCUCUGGAGUGGGCUGAGCUUCCAUUUAUCUGGAGUGGGCUGAGCUGCCAUUUAUCUGGCGUGAGCUGAGCUGCCAUUUAUCUGGAGUGGGCUGAGCUUCCAUUUAUCUGGAGUGGGCUGAGCUUCCAUUUAUCUGGAGUGGGCUGAGCUUUCAUUUAUCUGGAGUGGGCUGAGCUUUCAUUUAUCUAGAGUGGGCUGAGCUUUCAUUUAUCUGGAGUGGGCUGAGCUUUCAUUUAUCUGGAGUGGGCUGAGCUGCCAUUUAUCUGGAGUGGGCUGAGCUGCCAUUUAUCUCGAGUGGGCUGAGCUGCCAUUUAUCUCGAGUGGGCUGAGCUGCCAUUUAUCUCGAGUGGGCUGAGAUUCUGUUUGGCUUUGUAGUUGCCCUGAUUGAGAUGUUCACAGUACUAAAAGCUGCAGGAUUGGGUAAAACACUAUAAAGCUGUAAAUAUUGAUAUUCUCUGUGCAGGUUUCUUCUUAUGGUGGAUCUCUGCGAUAUGAGCUCCACUCGGAGGCCCUGAGAGGAGAUCCUCUUUAUAUACCAGUGGAACGACGGGCAGACGUCAUCUUGAAGGUAUGGCGCUGUUUUGGCACUGCUGGGCAAGACUUGCAUUGUGUGCAUAGUGUUCAUAAUUGGGAUUCACAGUGAAAGCCGAGGUACGACUCAGAUAUUGGCCUUAUUUUGCAGGGAAAUCAGAUGAGCAUUGCCUACCUGGAGACCAGGUACCCCGCACCGGGUGAAAGCCACCAGAGACAAAUUUAUUUGCUUGAGGUAAGUGGGGCAUGAGGGUACUGAGGGGGAGUGGACAGAAUGUGGGGAGGUGGAGUGUGGUUUGAUGAUCAGGUUCUGUAACACAUUGCUGACUGAUUGCUUGCAGGGGAACUUCAUCCACACUCAGACCCAUAACCCGGUUUCUCGAGAGGAUCUCAUGAUGGUUCUGACUAAUCUGGAGCAGCUGCAGAUCCGCGCUCUGAACUCCCAAUCAUCGUCUUCCGUAUCUCUGCGUAGAGUCAUCCUGGAGAUCGGACAAGAGACAAGAGGCGAUAACCAAGCCAGGAACGUAGAGCUGUGUCUGUGCCCCGCCAACUACCGUGGGGACUCCUGCCAGGUACUGCCAGCCGUGCAUGCCCUGAUUCCCCAAUAACCGUUUCUGCCACAAACCAUGCCAUGUUCAGGCAUUGGCUCCUUGGUUACCCAUGACAAAGCAAGCUAUUGUUUAUAGCAUUUCAUUUGUGGAAAAGAUUAGACAAGGAUAUUAUCAUUAGAUAAUGUAAAUAGAGUAAUAAAGUGUUUGACAAACUAAAAACAGAGGCAAAACUCUUUCACGUCUGUUAAAAAAAAUUAUCUUUACUGUAUUGUGACUGAACCGAUGGGAUGUUUUCCUUUGUGUGCAUUUCAGUAUAUUCUAUGUGUCUGAUCGUAAUGUAGCUUGUUACUGUUUUCUUUGAUGUUUGACCUGUUGAUUCCUCUUCUAAUCAUUUAUCAAUCUGCUUGUCACCUCUUUGUCCUGAAGGAGUGCGCUCCUGGCUUCUACAGGGACACCAAGGGUCUCUUUUUGGGUAAAUGUGUGCCCUGUAACUGCAGCGGCCAUUCUGACCAGUGUUUGGCAGGAUCAGGCGCCUGCGUGGUGAGUUGGUGUCAUGGUUGGUUGGUCAGGAUUGGUUGUUUGGUAACGUUGCAGUCCAAUCAUAAUAUGUUUCUUUACUCUCCAUAGACAUGCCAACACAAUACGGAGGGCAAAUAUUGCGAGCGUUGUAAGGACGGCUUUGUGGCUAACAGGACAUUGGACGGCUCCUUGCAGUGCGUCUCCUGCCCGUGUCCCCUCAGUGUGCCCUCCAACAAGUGAGUAAAUAUUAGAAGAAUGAAAAACACUAAGUUUACUCUCAAUAACAGAUUUGCUAAAUGAAGUUCUAACAAAGAAUGCGUUUCCAUGUCUGUCUUCAGGCAGUUGCUAAAUUAUUCCCCUAUAUUUGAUUGAAGUGUGGUUACGUCGAACCUUCCACAGACCAUUAAUUGUGGAAAUUAUUCAGUAAAUCGGGAAUUGUGGAGAAUUGAUGAGGCAAAUGUACAACAAAAUAGCAAAACUGUAAAAUAUCCAGCUGGUCUGUUUUAGGCUAAACAUUUUCACUUUCUCAAUUCCCUGUAGUUUCCAUCUUGGUGAAUAAUCUUUUCUUUGUUUUUAUUAGUCCUAUUCGAGACACCCUUAGAGGGGCCAUUUGCAGAGCUCUUUCGCUCACAUGAUAGUGUUAACAGUCUCUGUAAUAAAGUAUUGGGCAGAUUCCGGGGAUUGUGGGUAAAACAUUCUACAGUGCUCAAAAAAAUAAAGGGAACACUAAAAAAACACAUCCUAGAUCUGAAUGAAUUAAAUAUUCUUCUGAAAUACUUUGUUCUUUACAUAGUUGAAUGUGCUGACAACAAAAUCACACAAAAAUUCAAAAAUGGAAAUCAAAUUUUUCAACCCAUGGAGGUCUUGAUUUGGAGUCACACUCAAAAUUAAAAUGGAAAAACACACUACAGGCUGAUCCAACUUUGAUGUAAUGUCCUUAAAACAAGUCAAGAUGACGCUCAGUAGUGUGUGUGACCUCCAUGUGCCUGUAUGACCUCCCUACAACACCUGUGCAUGCUCCUGAUGAGGUGGCGGAUGGUCUCCUGAGGGAUCUCCUCCCAGACCUGGACUAAAGCAUCUACCAACUCCUGGACAGUUGGUGGAUGGAGCAAGACAUGAUGUCCCAGAUGUGCUCAAUUGGAUUCAGGUCUGGGGAAUGGGCGGGCCAGUCCAUAGCAUCAAUGCCUUCGUCUUGCAGGAACUGCUAACACACCACAGCCACAUGAGGUCUAGCAUUGACCAGGGCCAACCGCACCAGCAUAUGGUCUCACAAGGGGUCUGAGGAUCUCAUCUCAGUACCUAAUGGCAGUCAGGCUACCUCUGGCGAGCACAUCGAGGGCUGUGCGGCACCCAAAGAAAUGCCACCCCACACCAUUACUGACCCACUGCCAAACCGGUCAUGCUGGAGGAUGUUGCAGACAGUAGAAUGUUCUCCACGGUGUCUCCAGACUCUGUCACAUGUGCUCAGUGUGAAACUGCUUUCAUCUGUGGAGAGCACGGGGCGCCAGUGGCGAAUUUGCCAAUCUUGGUGUUCUCUGGCAAAUGCCAAACGUCCUGCACGGUGUUGGGCUGUAAGCACAACCCCCACCUGUGGACGUCAGGCCCUCAUACCACCCUCAUGGAGUCUGUUUCUGACUGUUUGAGCAGACACAUGCACAUUUGUGGCCUGCUGGAGGUCAUUUUGCAGGGCUCUGGCAGUGCUCCUCCUGUUCCUGCCGCCGGGUUGUUGCCCUCCUACGGCCUCCUUCACAUCUCCUGAUGUACUGGCCUGUCUCCUGGUAGCGCCUCCAUGCUCUGGACACUAUGCUGACAGACACAGCAAACCUGCUUGCCACAGCUCGCAUUGAUGUGCCAUCCUGGAUGAGCUGCACUACCUGAGCCACUCGUGUGGGCUGUAGACUCCGUCUUAUGCUACCACUAGAGUGAAAGCACCGCCAACAUUCAAAAGUGACCAAAACAUCAGCCAGGAAGCAUAGGAACUGAGAAGUGGUCUGUGGUCACCACUUGCAGAACCACUCCUUUAAUGGGGGUGUCUUGCUAAUUGCCUAUAAUUUCCACCUGUUGUCUAGAUCAUUUGCACAGCAGCAUGUGAAAUUGAUUGGCACUCAGUGUUGCUUCCUAAGUGGACAGUUUGAUUUCAUAGAAGUGUGAUUGACUUGGAGUUACAUUGUGUUGUUUAAGUGUUCCCUUUAUUUUUUUGAGCAGUGUUUAUCUCUUGUAGUUUCCAGCUUAGUGAAUAUGCUAUAAGUCUCUGUAAUAAAGUAUUGGGCAGAUUCCGGGGAUUGUGGGUAAAACAUUCUAUAUCUCUUGCAGUUUCGCCAUCGGUUGCGUUCAGCGGGGUCCCUCCACUCAGUGUCUGUGCAAACCGGGUUACGCUGGAGCCAACUGCGAGCGGUGAGUGUCACUGGAGCAUUUUAUUAGAAUUUCUGUUUUUGAUGGAUAUUUUUUUCUUUGUUUUCUGUUAGUCCUAGUCGAGACACCCUUGUGGUGGCCAUUUGCAGACCUCUUUCGCUUUCAUAUAACGUUCUCUAGUUUAGUGAGUUCAGCUUGUUAUUUGGUCCUGAAUCUUUACAUCCCGGCCUCGGAAAGGAUUUAAUUCCACUAACUAUCUUGUUUUUCUUUGUUGAUAGAUGUGCGCCUGGGUACUAUGGAAAUCCUAUGGUAAUCGGAAGUUUCUGCCGCCCAUGUAAUUGUAACGGGAACACCGAUUCCAACAUGUUGUUCAGCGACUGUGACCCUCUGUCGGGCAUGUGCUCGGGCUGUAUGUUCAAUACCGCGGGGCCGCACUGUGAGAUCUGCGCUCCUGGCUUCUAUGGAGACGCAGUCAGCGCCAAAAACUGCACCAGUAAGACGCUAUAAACUUUCCUGAUCCUUUCUAUUAGUACAAAAACCAUUAAUGGCCGCCUGGGCUGGCUGCAGUGUGUGGUAUAAGCACAUGUUCAAUAAGAGUACUAUUACAAUAAUACUCUCUGUUGUUUUGUGCAGCAAUUGUUCUAUAAUUGCGUUGUUUAUUUUCAGGGUGUGAUUGCUCUGUAUGUGGGACGGAGUCAUGUGACCAAAGGACAGGAAGAUGUUUGUGUAAAGCCGGAGUGACGGGUUCACGUUGUGACCGGUGCAAGGUAAUGUCAUUAAAAACCUGAUUCUUUUAUAUCUAUAAAUCUUCCAAUAAUUUCUAGAGUGCUUUGCAGUUGUGUUCCAUAAUGAUAGAUUGUGUUAUAAUGUAGCACCCUGUUCCUGAGAGCUUACAAUCUAGAGGGAGAGUGACAUGUCUGUAUAUCUGUUUACACAGGACGGUUUCUCUGGCUUUAACGGGUGCAGUGGUUGCCAGCAAUGUAGCUGUGGCUCCGGAUCAGCAGGUACCGGCUGCGACCCCCACAGUGGGCAAUGUCGGUGUCUCCCUGGUGUUACCGGCCCGCGAUGCCAACAGUGCACCCCUGGGUAUUGGAACUUUGGUCCUACAGGAUGCACCAGUAAGUAAAUAAUAUAUUUCAUCAUUCUUCAGAGACACACCGUGGGGUCUGUGUAAGACCCACAGGAUUAUUAUCCCUAGUGUCACGUCUGUCCACCCAACACAGCUUUUGGUCCUCUCAGCAGCUCCGUUUACAUUUAAACCUGCCCAUAUCUAAGAGGGGUGCAUUGUGCUCCAUGCCCUGUAUAGAAGGGGUUAAGUACAUCAUCACAGCAAGCCAAUGACAUGAUACCUGUAAUGUUCAUUCUGCAGAGUGCAGCUGUAAAGGGGGCUCCUGUGACCCCCGGACCGGAGAGUGUCAGUGCAGCGAUGAUCUGAUGGGGAAACAAUGCGACACUUGCAGUCGACCUUAUGAGAUUCCCGUUACCUAUGGAACAGAAACAUUGAAAUGCGAGCGUGAGUAACCUCUCCCGGGAGACCCCCAGCACAGAGCUGUUAGAUAAUUCUUUAAUAAAUCCCACCAGAUUGCAAUGAAUCCUGUCUGUUUCAGUGUAAUUUGCAAGCUCUUUGCUUGUGACCUGUUAUCGAGAUUCCUCAUUAACAGACGAUUAACUGUCUCCGCAGCAUGUGACAGUUGUGUUGUCACUUUGUUGGAGGAUUUACAGAGAAUGGCGGAUUUCCUUCCCAGCAUCCGAGAUCAGCUCACCAAUCUGACUGCAAGCUCCAUCGCCUGGACUCGCCUUAGCGGCAUCAACAGCUCCAUCGCCAACCUCACGGUAUGUGUGAGAAUCACUCCGCUGUGCAUCACGCAUUGUACAGGCAUUUGUGAAUGCUGUGAUUUGAACUCGGCCGAGAUGUAAAAUGUUGCCCAGGCACGAUAUUCAUAGAAACAGUCUUGAGUUUCUGAUCGUCCACUCACAGGGUAUUAAUAAAGGAUCUCUGGUAAUAAAUAUAGCAAUAAAUUGAUUUAAUCAGCAAGCCUUUAUUCUGGCACGUACCGUGAUAACGACAUUUCAACCUCAUUCAAAGGUCUUUCUCUGACUCUAUAAUGUGUAAAUAAAGUACAGCUCAUUUCUAACAGAUCUUUCGGUAUUUAUCACACGGAGGGUUGGAGUUUACACGCAUAGCUUGUCAUUAAACAUUAAAGGAGCGUGCAUUUAAUGGCGUUUUCCCUGUGUUUGUUUGCAGGAGAUAUGGCUUCAGUAUCAGGGCUCGGUAAAUGGAAUUAAAGACAAAGCCGAUGACUUGGAAGAUGACAGCAUAAGUCUGGCUCAGGAUCUCGAUGCUCUGCAAGAAAAGGCGAGUGCUGCUUUUUCCCAUUUCCAUUGUAGGUGGCGAUGCAUGUUGCUCGGACACAUCUUAUUUCUGUGAUAUUAUCUUCUGUUUAUAGAUGAAUCAGACCAAAAAAACUGCUUUUGGCAUACAAAAGACAACUAAAGCUACGAGCCAGAGAGCCAAAGAACUGUCCAGCAGAGUGCAGUCUCUGUACAAUACGUCUCUUGGUAAGAAUCCUCGCCGUUUCAUUAUUCCGCUAAAGUUUGUUAGAUUUGUUUUUAUGAAGCUGAUCACAGGUUUGAUUUCGAUGUCAAUAUUUACAUUUAGUAAAAGGCAGAAAUGAACCAUGAAAGCUGAUUAACCACACUCUGAGUUAGAAUUUAUUAUGUAAUAUUUGGGUUGGUUGGGGCUGAAUGGGUCACAGAGACAAUAGCGAAUGUUGGAUUUAAUGGUGGCUUCUGUCAGGUGCUCCCAUAUAAUGCUCAGAAUCUCGCUGCACAUUUGCCCGUCUUACUAACCACUGCCAUCGACCCACACUCAGGUCUGAUUGAUCAGCUCAGGCGAAUUGGACAGUCGAACAGCACCAACGUCACAUCGACGGACGAGUUCAGACAAAUUACGACGGAUAUCGAUCGGAUGCUAAAAGCGAUGAGGAUCAGAGAUUUUAAACCCCCUGCAGACCUGGCAACACAGGAGCUGGAAGAGGCCAAAAAAUGUGGGUAUUGCUGGAGAUAUCUCCAUUCUACGUAAAUAUGUAUUUAUACCAGAGCAGAGCCCGGCGUGUUGACGCUGGCUUCAUUGAUCCUCCAUUAGAGAGUGAAGUUGUAUCAACAGAGCUAACAUCAUUCAUAUAAUAUGAUCCAAAUAGACAUUAAUUUGAUCAAUUAAAAAUAUCUUUUUGUUCAGUGAUAGUAAACAAAAUUUUGUUUUUAAAUCCCACACUGAAUAAUAGUGACAUUUGGAUUACCCAAGACGAUGUAAAAUUAGGGUUUGCUAUGCCUCGAUCCCAGGUCUGGGUUACUCACAUCCUGAAAUCUGAUUUGUUGACGGGUUAACCUAUGAAUCACUUUAGAAGAACAAUUUGCCCGUCUUGUGCUAUUACUGGGCGUUUUAAAAUGUGUAAAAUGUCAUACGUGUGAGGAUUUACUCACUAAACCAAGACUUGUGAAGAAUAGAUAGGAAAAUGGCAAAUUAUAUGAAAAGAAUAGCUGGGUAUUUUAGUUGAUAUUUUCUAGUUCAGCAAUUUUGGCCAAAGUCCCCUCUCAACUCUCCACAAUUUGCCAAUUAGUGAAUAAUCCUACCCUGAAGUCCAUUACUGAGAAACGUGCUUUAGAUAAUCAUUACGAGUGGCCGCCCCCAUACUAACGUGCUUUUGUCACCUGUCACUGGUCAGUGCUGGAUCGGGUCAAGGCAGAGAUGGUCACCGGGUUCCAGAACUUGUUGAGUGAAACCAGGAGACGGCUGGACUCGUACAACUCGGAGGUGAUGGAUCUAAGGGAUGCAAUGAAUGAGGCUGUAAAUAAAACGCGUCAGGCAGAAGAUCUCAAUAGCCUUAACCAGAAUAAUGUGGAGGAGAACAAUGUAAGUAAAUAGUGCUGAUUAAUGAGACUGUAGAAUAUUAAAUUUGCCAAAUAUUAAACUACUGGAUACUGAUGGGACACUCUGGACCCCUAAAGCAGGUUAACUUGCUGAAAUGCUAUGUGUGAAGAAUGUGUCCUCUUUUACUCAUUUGACAAAAAGUGCAAAUUUCAAAAGAAAUUGACACUUUUGUGAAAGAACCUUGUUACACCCCCUAGCUGUCAAUCAGACACCCAGUCCUGUUACUUCCUGGUUAUGUUGCUCACUGGAGCUAAACUCAAGAGGCAGCAAUUGCCCAGAGCACUUGCCUUGCAAAGACUUCUCAUUGAGCUGUAUGGGGAAAUCUGUGAUUGGACAGCCACAGAAAGUCUGGGCGGGGUAAGAAGGGGAGGGCUUGCAAAGGCUGCAGACAAGAGAUCUUGUAAGCAGUAUUUUAGUUACUCUUAAAUAGUGAUAUUUUUUAUUUGGGUAGAGGGUGUUUUAAUGAGAUCAUGUAUAAUAUUAAAUACGCAAUAUAUUCAUGAGCAGUCAUUAAACUAUCAUAUGGCGAUUAGCCUGUAUAAUGAUAUAAGAUGCUAUAAAUGUGUGCACAGUCACUAAGUGACCCCAGUUAAGAUAAAGCUCCUUCCUAAAUUUCUCUACCAUCGUCCGUUUAUUUUGCACAGAUAAAAGUAAAUGACCUGCGGAGUCAGCACGAGGAGAUGGUUGCGGCUCUGAAAAUGGCCGAGGACGCUCUUGUUCAGGUCUCUGACCUCCUGCAGACGAUUGAAAGCCUGAAAGAGGUAUGUCUGGAUAUUCUAUUCAGCCUGGAUGGGUGCAUUGGGGGGGGCGUGUGCAUAUCUCAGACUGCUUUCUGUCCGCUAGGAGUACGAGAAGCUUGCGGCAGGACUGGAUGGAGCACGAGGUCCGCUCAUGGACAAGGUGAAGAAGUUCUCUCCAGCCAGCGGAAAAAUCCCAAUCGUGGAGAAGGCAGAGAUGCACGCAAAGCAACUAUGGCAGCUUUCAAAGAACCUGUUCAGGUGCAGAGACCACAUGUUCCAUAGCGCAGUACACUAUAGGGAGACUCCAGUUCUUAGCAGUCACAAUCCGGCUAAUUAGUGAAAUCACAAUGACUUAUUUUACACCCAUUCCCCUCCAUCCAUUACAGAGAGGGACACAAUGCAUGCAUGUAAAGGGAAACGUGAAUAUUAAUGUUUAUUGCUGACAUUUUUUAUUUUAGUGCCAUUGGAGACUCUGAUCAGGAAGUCUACAUCCAGAAAGCUAUAAAUGCCUCAAAUGCUUAUUCUAACAUUAUUGAAUCCGUGCGGGAAGCUGAGAAGGCGGCAAAGGAUGCCAACCGGGCAGCGGGGGAUGCAGUGAAGGUGCCAGCCUCUCUUUUAUUUAGUGCCAUUUAUUUGCCCUGUCCUUGCCAGUCGCAUGCUGCCAAAACAGAGGCUAUAUUGUAUAACUGGUAGAUUAGCGGCUAUCUGUGGUCGUAAACAUGUUGUGCCCUCUGCCCUGUAACGCCCUGUAAGGCUGUGAAUAUUCCCAUCAGUACUUGGCAUGGGGCGAUUCAUUUACAGUUGGGGGCAAACUCGCCUCGUCCAGCCCAUUAUGAAUGCAUUAUACUGAUUCCUUUGCAGAGCGUUGUCUCCGAGGAUCUGGGGAAAAAGGGCAAAGAUUUACUGAAAAAGAGCGUCCAGCUGGAGGAAUCUGCUAAAUCAGCAGAAAGCGAAUUAAAAGGAGGUGAGAGAUGGCUCCAUGAGGCGGGAGGGUUCAAUCUUCACGUUGUUGGAGAAUGAUUGGCAAUGAUCGGCAAUCUUCGUGGAAUUCCUAGCAAAUCAGACAAUGGUUUAUACCCACACACUAUCUGUACGUGUGUGGCCUCAGGGGGUAAUGGUUCAAGCUGAGUGUGAACGGUGAUUUUAAGCCGGUUUCACUCCUGAUACCCAUAUCCAGCAGCCGCUCUAAGAAUAGAAUAUUAUGGUUUUCAUCGACUGAACCCUCAUCCAGAUUUUUUUUUCAGAUAUUGAGCGUAAACUGCAGGAGGCCAGGAGGAAUUUACAGGACAGACGGAGAAAGAAAGAAAGCCUUCAGUCUGAGCUCAAAUCUGUCCUGGACAAACUUCGCAUGACCCCAGGUAAGUGUCCGUCCUGGCAGGUGAAGCUUGGCUCCCGCUUCUGCCAUUAUUGAAUUUAACAUGCUGUGCCUUGUAUCACACACACGCAAUAUGCAGUGCCCGUCCUGUAGAUUUCAUUUCUGAUUCUUCUCCUUUGAUGCAGAUAAUGUCACAGAAGACCUCACAAGUGCCAAGUUAAAGGCUGCAGAGGCAAACAGCACUGCGGCACGGGUAGAGGCCACAUUGACUGAUAUAAAGAAGGACCUGGAGCAAUGGAAGAAUAAAUACGGCAACUUGCAGAAUGAAGACGUCAACAAAGCUGUGGAGGAAGCAAAAACAUCAGGUGGGUUACGUGGAGGGUACCAGAGGAUGAGAGCUGAUACUGAAUCAUAGAGAGCCGGUACCGAGUCAUAGGGAGCGGGUACUGAAUCAUAGGAAGCGGGUACUGAAUCAUAGGGAGUGGGUACUGAAUCAUAGAGAGCAAGUACUGAGUCAUAGGGAGCGGGUACUGAGUCAUAGGGAGCGGGUACUGAGUCAUAGGGAGCGAGUACUGAAUCAUAGGGAGCGAGUACUGAGUCAUAGGGAGCGAGUACUGAGUCAUAGGGAGCGAGUACUGAGUCAUAGGGAGCGAGUACUGAGUCAUAGGGAGUGGGUACUGAAUCAUAGGGAGCGGGUACUGAAUCAUAGGGAGCGGGUACUGAAUCAUAGAGAGCAGGUACUGAGUCAUAGGGAGAAGGUACUGAAUCAUAGAGAGCCGGUACUGAGUCAUAGGCAGAAGGUACUGAGUCAUAGGGAGCGGGUACUGAGUCAUAGGGAGCGGGAACUGAGUCAUAGGGAGAGGGUACUGAGUCAUAGGGAGCGGGUACUGAGUCAUAGGGAGCGGGUACUGAAUCAUAGAGAGCCGGUACUGAAUCAUAGAGAGCCGGUACUGAGUCAUAGGGAGCAGGUACUUAGUCAAAGGGAGCGGGUACUGAGUCAUAGGGAGCAGGUACUUAGUCAAAGGGAGCGGGUACUGAGUCAUAGAGAGCGGGUACUGAGUCAUAAAGAGCGGGUACUGAGUCAUAGGGAGCGGUUACUGAGUCAUAGAGAGCGGGUACUGAGUCAUAGGGAGCAGGUACUGAGUCAUAGGGAGCAGGUACUGAAUCAUGUUGAGAGGGUUCUGAAUCGUAGAGCGGGUAUUGAAUCGUAGAGAAAACGGGUACUGAAUCAUAGGGCGGGAGAUGAAUCAUAGGGCAGGUACUACAUUAUUAGUAUUAUCCACGAUAGUGACAGCUCGGCUAUUUUCGAUUCGCUCUAAUUCUCGGUUUAGUGAAAAAAUGCCUUCAGAUGAGUUUAAUGGCACCGUAGGGCCUUUCCGAUUUCUGUGUGGCUUCUCCUUUGUUCUAAUGGGCUUUCAUAUCAUGUGACCCUGUCUGAUUCCCCUCAGCCAAACUCCAGCUGGAUUUCCUUCUGUGAAUUUGUUCUCACUCCGACAUUUUACACGUUUUAUCGAAUUCUUCCCGAAACGUUGAUAUUAAUUUUAUUACAUUGACAUGACAUUGGUAGAAACUGAUCACUGCACGUCUUCAUUUUCUUAAAGUCUCUAAUUUGGAGAAUACGAUUCCUCUUCUUCUGGAUAAACUGAAUAAUCUGGAAAACCGUCAGGGGCAGAAUGGCAGCGUAUCGGACAGUAUCCAACGUAUCCGACAGUUAAUCUCUCAGGCCAGAGACGCUGCAAGCAAGGUGAGCAGAGAGGACUAUAUCCACAGAUCGAGAUUAAAUUACCUCUGUUAUUAUAGAUUUAAUUUUGUUAAUUUCAAAAUGAGUCUAAAUUCCCCGUCUACUUGCCGAGAGCCUUAUUUUUAGGUACGUUACCUUGUUACUAUGUAGACAUUCUCAGUAUUUCACAGCAGCCAUUCUUUUUUCCGAUACCAGGUGAAGGUCCCGGUGAAGUUUAAUGGGAACUCUGGGGUGCAGCUUCGGCCCCCAUCCAACAUGGCGGAUCUCUCUGCAUACACCUCUCUAAAAUUACACAUCCAGAACGCCGAGCCACAAAGCAAAAAGAAACGACAGGUCAACACGGAUCAGGGACGCUUUGUUCUAUACCUCGGGCACGAGGAUGUAAGUAUAUAAAAAUACCCCAAAUACCCCCUGUAUCGAGUAUCACCCCCAAAUACCCCCUGUAUCGAGUAUCACCCCCAAAUACCCCCUGUAUAGAGUAUAACCCCCAAAUCCCCCCUGUAUAGAGUAUAACCCCCAAAUACCCCCUGUAUAGAGUAUCACCCCCAAAUACCCCCUAGAAUAUCACCCCAAAUACACUGUAUAGAGUACCCCUCCCCAAAUACCCCCUGUAUAGGUAUCACCCCCAAAUACCCCCUGUAUAGAGUAUCACCCCCAAAUGCCCCCUGUAUAGAGUAUCACCCCCAAAUACCCCCUGUAUAGAGUAUAACCCCCAAAUACCCCCUGUAUAGAGUAUAACCCCCAAAUACCCCCUGUAUAGAGUAUAACCCCCAAAUACCCCCUGUAUAGAGUAUAACCCCCAAAUGCCCCCUGUAUAGAGUAUUACCCCAAAUACCGCCUGUAUAGAGUAUUACCCCAAAUACCCCCUGUAUAGAGUAUAACCUCCAAAUACCGCCUGUAUAGAGUAUCAUCUCCAAGUGCCCCCUGUAUAGAGUAUUAUUCCAAAAUACCCCCUGUAUAGAGUAUUAGCAAACAAUACCCCUGAAAAGGGAAUUACCCACAAAAACCUCCUGUAUAGGACAUUAUCCUAAAACACCCCCUCUAUAUAGUAUUACCCAAACUAAGGGAAAAAUAAUUACCCCCAAAUAUCCACUGUAUAAGGUAUUACCAUAAAAUAAGGAAAGCUAAUACCCCGAGUAUAUAGAGUAUUAUCAUAAACGUGGGGAAACUGAAUACCUCCUGUAUUACCCCUAAAUACCCCGAGUAUAUAGAGUAUUAUCAUAAACUCAGGGAAACUGAAUGCCUCCUGUAUUACCCCUAAAUACUCCGAGUAUAUAGAGUAUUAUCAUAAACUCAGGGAAACUGAAUGCCUCCUGUAUUACCCCUAAAUACCCAGAGUAUAUAGAGUAUUAUCAUAAACUCGGGGAAACUGAAUGCCUCCUGUAUUACCCCUAAAUAUCCCGAGUAUAUAGAGUAUUAUCAUAAACUCAGGGAAACUGAAUGCCUCCUGUAUUACCCCUAAAUACCCCGAGUAUAUAGAGUAUUAUCAUAAACUCGGGGAAACUGAAUGCCUCCGGUAUUACCCCUAAAUACCCCGAGUAUAUAGAGUAUUAUCAUAAACUAGGGGAAACUGAAUGCCUCCUGUAUUACCCCUAAAUACCCCGAGUAUAUAGAGUAUUAAUCCAAAGUAAGGAAUACUAAAUACUCCGAGCUAGGCAACGUUUGGAACUCCAGAUCCUGUGGACUACAUCUCUCCUGAUUGAUGCUUUGCCAGCAUUAUUACUGCAAUAUCUGGAGUGCCAAAGGCUGUCUAACCCUGAUAUAGCGUAUUACCCCAAAAGAAGGAAAACUACAGCAAACAGUUAAACAGUUACCCCAAUAUAGAAUAUUACGCUCCAUGCAGUCAGAAUCCGGACCUGGUUUCCCCUAACCUUUCCUGUGGUUAUUGCUCCUCAGGGUUUGGGGGAUUAUCUCGGAAUGGUGCUGAAAGGGAACAGACUGAACUUUGUUUACAAACUGGCAGAGGAGCAACCCACCUACCUGACCACCAGUGAGGACAUCACGGAGCAGUUUGUCACGGUCACUAUAGAGAGGUAACGUCCCGUCCCACCGGGUUUCAUUCAUCAAUAUCAGUUGGAACCUAAAAACAGAUUGACAAAAAUCCACGUGUUGUCAUGGCAGGUGGAGUAAUAAAACAAACUCUGUGUUCAUUAAAACGCAAUGCGUUAUCAAAAUACCAGGGAAACAGACAAACUGCUUCAUUAAACGAAUGAACUGAUAUUGUAUCACGUGUAAACAUUAGUAACUCUGUGCAGACGGUGUUUGUGUAGACGUGACGGUGACUUUGAUCUCCUAGUAGAGUGUUAGACGUGAGGUGACGCAGAGCAUCGGAGAUAUUCUUUGCGAUGUUGUGUUCGCCAGCUCUCUUUGUUAUGCUAAUACGGUUUCAGCUUCUCAUGGUGUCUUUUGAUCUCUGUCCCCCAGGAUGCUGCAGUACGGUCAGAUGUCCACCGUCGUUUUCUCCAGCCAGUCCCUGCAUGAGAAGAAAGGAGAAAGUACUGCAAGUGGAGACCAGGGUCUGCUCAACCUGGACCCCAGCCGCGUGGUGUUCUACGUGGGCGGGUAUCCUGAUGGAUUUGUGGUACGUGAUCAAAGAAAACCCAGCGCAGUUUGGCUGCUUUAUAUUUCAUGCAGUAACUUCCACUGGAAAUUAAUUUUACCAACAUUAUAUCCACUGCCCUCACUUACUAAUUAAUAUAACAGAUUGGUCAUUUAGUUUUUAUUAUCGAGUCUUAACAGUUACGCAAAAACACAGCCCGCAGUUUAUAUAUAAAAAAAAGAUAAAAUGUGCUCAAUGCAAAUUGCACAGUGUAGAAUUACAGAACUUUGUUCAUGGAGAGAACGAUGAAAACCGUAUAUUACCCAGAAUUCCUGGCUGCAUGGGGAGCUCUGCAUACUGUGUGAUUAUGGGGUAAGGCGGGUUAUUACCCAAAAUCCCUGGCUGCAGGGAGCGCACUGUAUACUGUGUGAUUAUGGGGUAAGGCGGUUAUUACCCAGAAUCCCUGGCUGCAGGGGGCGCUCUGUAUACUGUGUGAUUAUGGGGUAAGGCGGGUUAUUACCCAGAAUCCCUGGCUGCGGGGGGAGCUCUGUAUACUCUGUGAUUAUUGGGUAAGGCGGGUUAUUACCCAGAAUCCCUGGCUGCAGGGGGAGCUCUGUAUACUGUGUGAUUAUGAAGUAAGGCGGGUUAUUUCCGCAGGUUAUUUCCCAGAAUCCUUGGCUGCAAAGUAUUAUAGAAAACAGAGGUAGGUAUGAUAAGGCAUGUAUUGCCUAGGUUGUUGGUGGCAGUCAUUCAGUGUCUGUUUAAUGAUCUGUUUUAUUUUGUGCAUAUUUAUUUAUUUAUUGAUUGAUUUUGGAUCACUUUUAUAAGCUAAUUAUCUUUCCUUUUCCAGCCCCCAGACUCCCUGAAUUAUCCGAAGUAUCGCGGCUGCAUAGAGAUGGACAGCCUCAACGAGAAACCCAUCAGUCUGUAUGAUUUUGAGAGAACCUUCUAUCUGGACACUCUCCAGGACAAACCAUGUGGCAGGUAAGAUCCUUAUUUUAUAUCCAGGGCUAGGCCGGCAAAGCAUCAUGGGAGAUGUACUCCACAACAUCUGGAGUGCCGAAGGUUGCCUCCCCAUGUUCUAUGGCCUUCUUGGCAUUCGCGAUAGUCUUAAAGCUAAACGAUUGCCAUGUCCAAGAGUAUUAAUAUGUUGAUAUUAAUGAUUAUAUUCUGCAUUUUAAUCAAUAUUUUGUAACUCUGUAGUGAGCUUUUAGUUGCUCUGGGUCCAGUGAAUAAAAAACCCUGGAUUGACCAAGGUUUCUUGCUCCACCAACUACAGAGCUCUGUACAGGACUAGAACAUGGUGUGCAUGCUAAAGGUGGUGGAUUUGGAUACUUGCUACAUUUCCUCACAUUGUUUACCUGACGUUUCUUCCCAGAUCUAAAUCCACAAAUGAUCCAUGGCUCACUGAUGGUUCUUACUUUGAUGGUACGGGUUAUGCAGAGAUUAAACUGGACCAGCUGCCCGGCUCUACCAAAAGGUUUGAGAUGGACGUCCGCCUCGUCUCCUACAACGGGAUUCUAUUCUUCCUCGAUGCAGAGGUACGGAGUCAGUACACGCUGAUCCGUGUAACUGCAGGUUACACAAACAGAAUGAUUGCUUUAAACAUUGGAAAUGUUCCUCAUUUCAUGCUCUUUCACUGAAAUCAUGACUGUUUUAGGAACAUUAAAUUGCCUUGUUUUACAUGGUCCCAACAGCUCUGAGAACUAAUCACUGAUGGAGUUUUUAAAGGACUGAUUUUUCUGAAUAUGAAUUGAUUUCACACCCUUCCCAUCUUGUUGUGGCUUCCUGUCUGUUUCUUGUGGAUUAUUAAUUUUUACUUGUAUAACAUUCAGGAAUCUUAAAGGAACACUAUAGGCACCAUGACCACUUCAUCUCAUCGAAGUGGCCGUGCAGUGUCCCAGUCCCUUAACCAUGUCAUUGUAAUUAUUGCAGUUAUUGAGAAACUUCAAUUAUUACCUUGCAGGGUUAACUCGGCCAUUAGAGGCACUUUCGGGUGGUUAGGCGGCUCUUGGUUGCCUAUCUGACACUGGAUGUCCUCACGAAGACGAGGGGGGCAUUGUAGGUCACUAUAGUGCUAGGAAACAACUUUAAAGGGAGCCCAUUGUCCUGGAAUUAACAGUAAUUUCUUUGGGACUAUAGGUUCCCUUCUGUUCACCCCAGUUUGCUAUCAAUAUGUGAAUUAAUCAGGAGUGUUUGAUACCACUCGGUUCUGUAAGAGGAAGCGCACCUAGUCUCUAGAGGUGGAUGUAACCCAGCAAUGAAAACAUGAUGUAAAAAUGGGGUGCGGAUGGAAUUGAAGUUAAGAUUUUGGAUCCAGCACCCCAGAAGGUUGUGAGCUCUUGUGGAAACGGUGGUCUCUGUCUGAUUUCUAGGAUCAGUUCCUGUGUCUAGCUGUUGAAGAAGGAAAACUAAUCCUAUAUUACGAUGUUGGAGAGGGGCUCCAGAAGCCCGAGUCGGUAGAUCCCUCCAACGCUCCAAUCAGCACGUCCACCCCUAAAUCGGUAAGGCAGCUUUAUUCCCUCAUUCUGACAGUCACAGAGACUUGCGUGAUGUGGCUAAUGUUACCCUCCUGGUGUCUAUGCAGGUCCAUGUCAUUCUGGUGAUGACUGGCAAUAAGAAAAGGAUUUUUGUGCGUCUAGAAAGGAUCAAUGUGUUUAUAGUGGAAUAUGAAAGCGGAAAACUGGAGACGGCUCAAUACUUUUACCUCGGCGGACUGUUACCAAGCAAGUUUCCGGAGAGGUAAGAGGAACGCCUGCCAGAAACUCACUGUCACUGCUUUCUGUACACAGGAGUUUUUCCAAAUGUCUUCACAUAUUCACAUAAUAUGCUCUUUUCCAGCCUUAAGGACAUCUUUCCUGGAGGAGGCUCCAUAAGGGGCUGCAUGAAAGGUCUCAAAGCUUUGGGGAAAUACAUGGAUCUGAAACGAAUGAAUACUACAGGUGUAAGCUAUGGCUGCACCUCGGACCUGCUGGUAAGUAACAUCUCAAGGUCCAACCUUCCCAGACAUGGUGUAGCCCAUCCAAGGGUUCACCGGUUCUAUUUCUUUUUCUCUCACAGAUUGCAAGGUCCGUUCAGUUCUUUGGACACGGAUUCCUCAGUAUGUCUUUGAAGAACGUGCCCACCCUUCAGGAUGACUUCUCUGUAGGGUUUGGCUUCCAGACCAGUCAGAUUAAUGGCUUAAUGUACAGCCACGCCACUGAGGUACUGACCAGUUACUGCUCUGUAAUGUCAUCUCGUGAGCUUAGCGAGUGUGUUUGCUCUGUGAUGUUUGUGAUGUUCUCAAUUUGCUCUCAUGUUAAUCCCGGUAGGGGUUACAUCGUAUCACAGGUGUCCUCGGUGCUCCCCAGUUUGGGGGCGGGUUGGCGGUAAUAUAUGACCAUGCUAACGACUGUGUUUGGUAUUUUGGCUUUGUGUCUGCAGGGUGGAUCCUGCCAAAUAUCCCUCCAGGAUGGCCUUGUGAAUGUCAAAAUGCUAAGUGCAGAGCUGGCGUCCAAAGCUGCAUAUGCUGAUGGAGUAGGCCAUUAUCUCACCCUCUACAGCAACAAGGAUGAGUGAGUGUCAGUGGGAGGCUGUGACUUGCAGAAUAUAUCUUAUUCGUGUUAAUCAGACACUGCAGGAAUUGUCCGUGCCAGCCUUUCUAUAAACCGUAUUGUUAUUCUCCAGGGUGCGAUUUUACAUGGAUGACCAGCUGCAGGAGACACGUAGAUUGUCCUCUGCCAGCAGUACAGCUCAACAGGAGGCAGCCUCUAGCACAGUACUGUUAGGAGGAUCACCGGAGAUGAGUCAGCAAGCAAACCUAAGUGGCUGCAUGAGAAAUAUCUUUGUAAAGAGGUGAGAGACAUGUAGGGUGACCUUUAGUCAUCUCUGUACCUUUACUGCCCUCCCUAUUCACCCCCCAUCAUUCUGUACCACCCCUGCCCUCUGUAUUCACCCCCAUAUCUCGGUCCCAUCCCUACCCUCCCUAUUCACCCCCCAUCUCUCUGUACCAUUCCUGCCCUCCCUAUUAACUCCCCAUCUCUCUGUACCACCCCUGCCCUCCUCAUUCACCCCCAUCUCUCCGUACCAUCCCUGCCCUCCCCAUUCACCCAUCUCUCUGUACCAUCCCUGCCCUCCGCAUUCACCCCCAUCUCUCUAUACCAUCCCUGCCCUCUGCAUUCACCCCCAUCUCUCUGUACCAUUCCUGCCCACCCUAUUAACUCCCCAUCUCUCUGUACCACCCCUGCCCUCCUCAUUCACCCCCAUCUCUCCGUACCAUCCCUGCCCUCCCCAUUCACCCAUCUCUCUGCCCUGCCCUCAUUCACCCCCAUCUCUCUUGUACCAUCCCUGCCCUCUUCACCCCCAUCUCUCUGUAUCAUCCCUGCCCUCCUCAUUCACCCCCAUCUCUCUGUACCAUCCCUGCCCUCUGCAUUCACCCCCAUCUCUCUGUACCAUCCCUGCCCUCCCCAUUCACCCCCCAUGUCUUUGUACCAUCCCUGCCCUUCUCAUUCACCCCCAUCUCUUUGUACCAUCCCUGCCCUCCCCAUUCACCCCCAUCUCUUUGUACCAUCCCUGCCCUCCCCAUUCACCCCCAUCUCUCUGUAUCAUCCCUGCCCUCCUCAUUCACCCCCAUCUCUCUGUACCAUCCCUGCCCUCCCCAUUCACCCCUAUCUCUCUGUACCAUCCAUGCCCUCCCCAUUCACUCCCAUCUCUUUGUACUAUCCCUGCCCUCUGCAUUCACCCCCAUCUCUCCAUAGCAUCACUGUUCUCCCACCCCCCUCCAUAGCAUUGCCUCUUUUCAUGGCUCCAUGUUUACCCUCUCACCAUCUCCUCUCUGUAUAUCUAAGGAAAUCGGGGCCGCAGACGGUGCUUGAUCUGUUACAGAACCAGCAGAGUGUGAAUGUCACCAUGAGCUGUCAGGACCAGUUCGAGGAUCGGCCCCUGGAGAUUCGGGCUUUACUGAAGAAAGAUAAGCUGAAGGUAAGCUGGUGAUGCGUGAACGGACCUGGCAAACGGAGGGAUUACGUGUUACUGGGCUUUGUGUGUGGGAAUCCUUCCUGACAGAUUGCGUUAUAAUUAACAUAGAGCGACAGACUAUGUACCGGGCUGAGAGAGAGGGUUAACCCUUAAACCAUAAUUAGACUGAAAAGGGGGAAACUUGGUCAGAUUAACAUGUUUAACUUGUUUAAUGUGUUAUCAAAAAUGACUAAUUAAGAAAAUGCAAUAAUCAAGAAAGUUUUAAUCUAACAGACUGAGAAUACCCUUUUUUAUGCACAUUAUGUAUAUGAAUUCCUUAAACAAGGUGCUUUAAGUAACUGAAAUCCAGAUAUAAACUGCUUUAAUAUGCGUAUUCCUCCUAUAUAUCAGCCCAGAUUAAGGGCGAUGGGAGAGAUAGACUGUGUUUUUAUAGAGAACAGAUUCAUGUUAAAAUGUAUCAAUAAAACAAUCUUGUAAAAUUAAACCGGACAGCACAGAGAUGGUUAAUAAAAAUUUUUUAAAAAGAAAGAAAUUUGAUUUUAAUUGAUUUGUGAUAGGAAAAGCAUCUCAUGAGAGCUGGUAGUUUGGCUAAUGCCCUGAUCUCCUGCAUUUUCAGGCUCGGCAGAGAAAGUUGGCGAUGCCCGAUCAGAGACACUCUGAUUUAUCCUGCGUUCAGCCCAAAAGUGUUAUGGGAGCAUUAAGAUUUGGGGGAUCCCCCUUUAGCCACUUAGAAUUCCGAGAUCUUCCUGCUUUUGUACAGGAACGGUGAGUGAGCUUUCUUCAGUCCCAACACCCGGUCCUUAUCUUCACCAUGGAAGCUGCCAUUUCUAUACAGGAACCACAGUUCCCAUACAGUACAUAGCGUCUGGAGCACAUUCUGGCUAUACGAUGAUAUUAUUUGUAUCUCAAACUAGGAAACCAUUAUAUGAAUGUAGACUAUUAAAAAAAAAUGGUUCCAAUCAAAGGACAGACAUUAUUAUUUAUAUUUUACAAAAAUAAAAAGGACGCAGCCUUUAAUUUCAGUAUAAUGGUGUCAGUAAACGGCAAAAAUGGCCCUUCACAACCACGUACAAAGUAGCCACAGAAACACGUAUAUUAAAAUCAAAAUACACAUUAAACUGAAGGAAAUCGCAGUUAUCUUAUCUAGCCAUUACCACCUUUAGGUUUCACUUCUCACUUGAGGUCCGACUGAACGCUUCCCACGGCGUAAUAUUUCAUGCUAGCAGCAAACAAGACCGUUCAUCCGUGACACUUGGCGUCUCCAACGGCCGCUUUGUACUCCAGGUGGACAUCGGAGGUAAAAAGCUCCACGUGACCAGUAAAGACAAAUACCACGACGGGAUGUGGCACACGGUAAGUGAUAUCUGGUACUCACCUCCCCCGCAGUAUGAUCUGAGCUUUUCCCGUGACCUCACAGUCACUUUUCACAUUUAAUAUAACUUGUUACGGUGCUGUGCAUGCAGAGUGUACACUAGGGGCUGGCUCCUACAAUAACCACAUUCUGUUUCUCAGGUUUUCUUUGGGAGAGAGAAGAACAAGCUGCGUCUAGUUGUGGGUGGACUCAAAAGUAAGAGCAGAACACUGCCCCCCAGAACCGCACUGACGCUGACUCUUCCAGUCUACAUCGGAGGAGUGCCUGUGCACAAAGUCCGACACAACGCGGUGAGUGAACUAAUGGAAGAUUAUUAAAGGAACACUCCAGACUCCCACACACAUGUGCACUGUGUAGGUUAGGUUACAGUUAGUUAUACUGGGUGGGUUUAUAUUAUUAAAGGGACACUCCAGCCUCCCACACACGUUAGAUGCACUGUGUAGGUUAGGUUACAGUUAGUUAUACUGGGUGGGUUUAUAUUAUUAAAGGGACACUCCAGGCUCCCACACACGUUAGAUGCACUGUGUAGGUUGGGUUACAGUUAGUUAUACUGGGUGGGUUUAUAUUAUUAAAGGGACACUCCAGGCUCCCACACACGUUAGAUGCACUGUGUAGGUCAGGUUACAGUUAGUUAUACUGGGUGGGUUUAUAUUAUUAAAGGGACACUUCAGGCUCCCACACAAGUUAGGUGCACUGUGUAGGUUAGGUUACAGUUAGUUAUACCGGGUGGGUUUAUAUUAUUAAAGGGACACUCAAGGCUCGCACACACGUUAGUUGCACUGUGUAGGUUAGGUUACAGUUAUACUGGGUGGGUUUAUAUUAUUAAAGGGACACUCUAUGCUCCCCCACACACGUUAGAUGCACUGUGUAGGUUAGGUUACAGUUAGUUAUACUGGGUGGGUUUAUAUUAUUAAAGGGACACUCCAGGCUCUCACACACGUUAGUUGCACUGUGUAGGUUAGGUUACAGUUAUACUGGGUGGGUUUAUAUUAUUAAAGGGACACUCCAGGCUCUCACACACGUUAGUUGCACUGUGUAGGUUAGGUUACAGUUAUACUGGGUGGGUUUAUAUUAUUAAAGGGACACUCUAGGCUCCCACACACGUUAGAUGCACUGUGUAGGUCAGGUUACAGUUAGUUAUACUGGGUGGGUUUAUAUUAUUAAAGACACUUCAGGCUCCCACACAAGUUAGGUGCACUGUGUAGUUUAGGUUACAGUUAGUUAUACAGGGGGGUUUUAUAUUAAAAAAAGGGACACUCCAGGCUCCCACACACGUUAGGUGCACUGUGUAGGUUAGGUUAUAGUUAGUUAUACUGGGUGGGUUUAUAUUAUUAAAGGGACACUCCAGGCUCCCACACACGUUGGGUGUGCUGUGUAGGUUAGGUUACAGUUAGUUAUACAGGGGGGUUUUAUAUUAAAAAAAGGGACACUCCAGGCUCCCACACACGUUAGGUGCACUGUGUAGGUUAGGUUAUAGUUAGUUAUACUGGGUGGGUUUAUAUUAUUAAAGGGACACUCCAGGCUCCCACACACGUUGGGUGCGCUGUGUAGGUUAGGUUACAGUUGGUUAUACUGGGUGGGUUUAUAUUAUUAAAGAGACACUUCAGGCUCUCACACAAGUUAGGUGCACUGUGUAGGUUAGGUUACAGUUAUACCGGGUGGGUUUAUAUUAUUAAAGGGACACUCCAGGCUCCCACACACAUUAGAUGCACUGUGUAGGUUAGGUUACAGUUAUACUGGGUGGGUUUAUAUUAUUAAAGGGACACUCCAGGCUCUUGAACAUUUUAUGUGAUAUAUUUUUUUUAAUUAAAAAUAUAGAAAUCAAUAUUAUUGCUGCUUUAUAUGCCCACCCAUCCUACCCUCACAACUCUGAGUGUUAUACUUAAAUUGUCCGCUUUCUGCUGUACAAAGUGAUCUUCUGACCUACAACUUCCACAAACCCUUGCUGCGUCCAUAGAGCACUAUGGGAUCUGAUCAAGUAGAAGAUGAGCAAGGGGUGGGAUUUAUGACCUCUGCAAAAUAGAGGGGCCACAGUAAAAUGUGUCUCUGGAAUCUUAAUGUUUCAAAAUCUAUUUACCUGUAAAAUGACAAGGUAGCCGGCCUGGAGAAAAUGUUGUUGAAUUACUUUAUAUUCUCUUCCGUGGUAAAACGAUGCUUCGUACAUUGCAUCAGCCGUGACAACCAACCAGUUUCUCUCUCGGUUAUUCAGGAAGCCUCGUUGAAAAGCUUCAGUGGAUGCCUGAGGAAUCUAAAGAUGGACGGACAACCUUUGAACUCUCCGGACAAUGUUGUGGGUGUUACACCUUGCUACGAGGGCGCCACAGAGAAAGGAUUGUUCCUCUCUGAUGGGGGAUUCGUAACAUUAGGUAAGAUAACGUUUGUUGUUUUAGAACAUGGAGAAUAUUAAGCCAUUCGCACAGAUCCUCCUAGUUAUCUGAUGGUUUGUUGUUGUUUUUUCUCCCACUUUUCAGAGAAUCUCGUCAAUUUGGGGCAGGAUCUGGAGGUAAAGUUGGAGAUUCGGCCAAUGCGUCCGUCUGGACUUAUAUUCCACAUCCAGACCCUAGACGGUCACUAUCUGACACUAGCUAUGUCUCAUGGAAAGGUAUUGGCAGUUCUUUGUCCCUGUGAUGGUCACACAAUGCAGUUUGCCUUCGGGUCUCUUAUUGUCUCUUCGUUCCUCUGUCUCAAGGUUACUGUAGCUGUGAAUGUUGGCGCAGGGGAAUACUCCACGUCGGUGGGCGUAGAGCAGAGCCUGUGUGAUGGGCACUGGCAUACCAUAGCAGGUAAGUACUUGGACAGUAAAACAUCCUUUAUAAAUAAAUCCAUUCUUCGCUGAUACGCUAAACACCGUGAAGAGAAAACCAAACGGCAACAUUUACAACAAAAUAGCUGAUGUGGAGAUAAUUCUCGUGCUCUGCUACAGUCAGAGUUAUUCAUGAAAGUGAGAAUUGUUGGGAAUUCAAAGUGAAUUUGAAACCUUAGGACAAAAUAAGAAAACUGAGGAUAUAGCCAAGAAUGUUUGGUUUGGAUAGAUUGGCCUAAAUGUCUUAAAUGUCUACAAUUCUCCCUUUAGUAAAUAACCCUGGCCGUUUCGGUUCAUUUUUAGUGAAUUAACCAUUUUGCAUUUGAUUGCAGGCUGAGAUCAGUUCGGUUCUAAUAUAUUUGUGGGUUCGCAGAUCCAGUCAGUUUUGUUGUGUUUUUGGAUUUGCAGCUUAAUACGUUUCAUUUCUCUCCAGUUACUAAAGGAAGCAACGUUAUCCAGCUGGACGUGGAUACUGACGGGAAUCACACUGUGGGAGCGAGUUCCUUUCAUCAGAAUAAAAAUAAAGCAACGCUUUAUGUGGGCGCCAUGCCAGGUUAGUUUGCAGACUGGGCGAGAGCUGCAAUGUCUCCCCCUGGGGUAAAAGGGAGGGCAAGCUUUACAGAGGGUGACGGGCUGUUCUGGUGUGGCAUGGAGUAUUAUGGUGGUUCCCGGGAGGUUAUGACAGGUCGUGGGGUGUUAUGUUACGGUGGGUCACAGGAGGUUAUGACAGGUCGUGGGGUGUUAUGUUACGUUAGAGCUCAGCCUGCCAGGUUUGACAUUGCCCGGUCGUUUCCCAGGUUAGUAAAUAUAACCUUGUCUCUAUUAGUACUGAUCUUCUUAAAAGAUUUUUAUAUCUGUCAAGCAGUUAAUGGACAAACCUUUCUGACCGCACACCCUCUGCAUAAAUAACUGCCUAGUAUUUCUUGUGGACAGUGAGCAGGGCUAGGAAUGGAGGCUGCUGAAUUGGACCUGACCCCUUUUUGUUCCUCUAACUACAGAUAAUCUGCGUCUGGCCCAGUCUGUGGCGUCUUCGCGUGAACAUUACCAUGGCUGCGUGAGGAAUAUUGUCAUUAACAGAACUGCCAUUGAUGCCUCGGACUCUGGAAUAUUCAUAGGUUCCGCGGGAACCAAUGUCUGCCCAGUUCUCUGAGGGAACUUGGCAAGAAAAUGAACUACCAGCAUCGGGUGAGGAAUUGGGGGAACAUCCUGACCCCUUCUGCUUCUCCAGAAUUAUGGGUCAUUUAAUGUAACCCUUUCACGCUGCACGCUUGGCCUCACGACUGUAAACACCAAGUAAUUUGAUUCCCCUGAAGUCUGGUUUUAUAACAAAUACACUACUGAAUUUAUAAGGGCACAGCCACUGGAGGAAUGUAUAUUGCAAUAUUACUGAAAACUCUUUAAUGGUGCUUUAACUGCAUAUGUUAGCCAGAGACCCUUGUAGCUCUGGCUAUGAAAUGGUUAACUGCUGCUUUCUGGUUUACUGUAGCAGCCUGGGAUAACCUGUGUUGGAGGUAAUGAAUAAGUUAAUUAACCCUUCUAGUCUUGUAAUAUAUUUUGUGCCAUGGGCUUUGCCAGCUGGGGGGCAUAACAUAAAUGGAAUUAUUAUAUAAACCGCUAAUUGAACUGUCCUUAUGCCUGCCUUCAUUUAAUGCUGUCAGUCUGUCAUAGCUGAUAUAGUAUAGUCCUCGCCCCAAAGCAAAUUUAAACUGUUUCAGUGAAACACAGCAAUUUUUUAAAAUAUUAAAUCUUUAAAGUCUCAAUUCUAUAAAGCUACUUGAGCGGUGUGUGUAAAAUAUAUAUAUAAUUUAUAUUAUUAAAGGGACACUCCAGGCUCCCACACAUUAGGUGCACUGUGUAGGUUAGGUUACAGUUAGUUAUACUGGGUGGGUUUAUAUUAUUAAAGGGACACUCCAGGCUCCCACACACGUUAGAUGCACUGUGUAGGUCAGGUUACAGUUAGUUAUACUGGGUGGGUUUAUAUUAUUAAAGGGACACUCCAGGCUCCCACACACGUUAGAUGCACUGUGUAGGUUAGGUUACAGUUAGUUAUACUGGGUGGGUUUAUAUUAUUAAAGGGACACUCCAGGCUCCCACACACGUUAGAUGCACUGUGUAGGUUAGGUUACAGUUAGUUAUACUGGGUGGGUUUAUAUUAUUAAAGGGACACUCCAGGCUCCCACACACGUUAGAUGCACUGUGUAGGUUAGGUUACAGUUAGUUAUACUGGGUGGGUUUAUAUUAUUAAAGGGACACUCCAGGCUCCCACACACGUUAGAUGCACUGUGUAGGUUAGGUUACAGUUAGUUAUACUGGGUGGGUUUAUAUUAUUAAAGGGACACUCCAGGCUCCCACACACGUUAGAUGCACUGUGUAGGUUAGGUUACAGUUAGUUAUACUGGGUGGGUUUAUAUUAUUAAAGGGACACUCCAGGCUCCCACACACGUUUAGGUGCACUGUGUAGGUUAGGUUACAGUUAGUUAUACUGGGUGGGUUUAUAUUAUUAAAGGGACACUCCAGGCUCCCACACGUUAGAUGCACUGUGUAGGUCAGGUUACAGUUAGUUAUUCUGGGUGGGUUUAUAUUAUUAAAGGGACAGUCCAGGCUCCCACACACGUUAGAUGCACUGUGUAGGUCAGGUUACAGUUAGUUAUUCUGGGUGGGUUUAUAUUAUUAAAGGGACAGUCCAGGCUCCCACACACGUUAGAUGCACUGUGUAGGUCAGGUUACAGUUAGUUAUUCUGGGUGGGUUUAUAUUAUUAAAGGGACAGUCCAGGCUCCCACACACGUUAGAUGCACUGUGUAGGUUAGGUUACAGUUAGAUAUAUAUAUUUCUCUGUCUCUUCACAAACGUUACACAUGACACAGUGAUCUGUUAGCUCAGUGGGGGUUUAUUAACCAAUGCAGUUUCUCUAGCUGUGUUUUGCAGGGUUUAACACAGUAGGUUUUACACUGGUAAGUUGCCAUUUUGUACCAAUUUAAAGAUUUGUCUUUACAUUUGACUCAUGUUCCAUUGAAUUAGUUUGACGUGCCAGGUGCAUACUGCUAACAGGAACAGAUUUGGCAUUUGUAUUUAAUUUAUAUAUUGUGUCUUACAGUAAACACACAGCCUGUGAAAGGAAGGGGUGCCAGUCUACUAUUCCCCAGCUUGUGGAAGAGAAUCAUUGGUGAUAUUUAUCUACUCUGCCACAAGGGGGCACAGUUUUGGCACCUAAAAUAGUAUUUCACUGAACACUCCACACACCAUAACCACUAAAAUUUGCUGUUGUGUCCUGGCAGCCUUAAGACUUUAAACUGUUUUCAGAGUGGUUCCGUUUCUUCUGACGGAGAGACGGAAAUUACUUUAGUUCUCCUUAUCUAAGCCAUACAGUGCAUUGCUAGCUCAGUGACGGAACAUCAGCAAUCACCUUAGCUAAGCCAUACAGUGCAUUGCUAGCUCAGUGACGGAACAUCAGCAAUUGCCUUAGCUAAGCCAUACAGUGCAUUGCUAGCUCAGUGACGGAACAUCAGCAAUUGCCUUAGCUAAGCCAUACAGUGCAUUGCUAGCUCAGUGACGGAACAUCAGCAAUUACCUUAGCUAAGCCAUACAGUGCAUUGCUAGCUCAGUGACGGAACAUCAGCAAUCACCUUAGCUAAGCCAUACAGUGCAUUGCUAGCUCAGUGACGGAACAUCAGCAAUCACCUUAGCUAAGCCAUACAGUGCAUUGCUAGCUCAGUGACGGAACAUCAGCAAUCACCUUAGCUAAGCCAUACAGUGCAUUGCUAGCUCAGUGACGGAACAUCAGCAAUCACCUUAGCUAAGCCAUACAGUGCAUUGCUAGCUCAGUGACGGAACAUCAGCAAUCACCUUAGCUAAGCCAUACAGUGCAUUGCUAGCUCAGUGACGGAACAUCAGCAAUCACCUUAGCUAAGCCAUACAGUGCAUUGCUAGCUCAGUGACGGAACAUCAGCAAUCACCUUAGCUAAGCCAUACAGUGCAUUGCUAGCUCAGUGACGGAACAUCAGCAAUUGCCUUAGCUAAGCCAUACAGUGCAUUGCUAGCUCAGUGACGGAACAUCAGCAAUCACCUUAGCUAAGCCAUACAGUGCAUUGCUAGCUCAGUGACGGAACAUCAGCAAUUGCCUUAGCUAAGCCAUACAGUGCAUUGCUAGCUCAGUGACCAAUCAGCAAUCCAUCCACUCUCAGCCCUGCACACUCGCCUUAGCCAAGCCGUGCAGUGCUAGCUCAGUGACUAAACAUCAGCAAUCUAUCUGCUCUCAGCCCUGCGCACUCGCCUUAGCUAAGAGACAGCUUCCAGUGCUUUGACUGAAACAGUGAAGGAGGUUCUGUGUCAUCCAGCAGAUCUUAGGGCAGAGAUAGGCAACCUUCGGCACUCCAGAUGCUGUGAACUACAUCCCUCAUAAUGCUCUUACACUCAUGCUGGCAAAGGAUCAUGGGAGGUGUAGUCCAAAACACCUGGAGUGUCGAAGGUUGCCUAUGCCUGCCCUAGGGCAUUCCUAGUUCCAAGACAAUGCAAUGUAGUGGUUUUUUUUUUUUCCUCUACAAAAGGCAGUUGAUUGGAUUCAGACCGGAUGCAUAAACGAAGUCUGCCAAAAUAGUCACAACACAAAUCUUCUCUGCCCCAUAAAGGGGCACCUCAUCACAGCAUUCAAACAGUUACAGAAGGCUUUGCCACAGUUUUAACCUAUUCAGCAAGUUUAAAUGCAAUAGCCAAUCACAUGGUGUUCUACACUAAACAGUGAGUGGACAGUCCUGUUACCUGGAUCUUUAAAUCCCACAUCGCAGGAAGCAGAGGCUCACUUGGUGCUACUGGUCUUCCUUCAUAAGAAGUGCCUCAUGCUAUAUAGAAUAUUUACAGACUCCUGUUAGAACGGGGACCCAAAUAGAGGGUGAAAACACUUUCUGGACAAUGUACCUGUGAACAGAACAGAAAAUGGCAGCAUCUCGUAUGGAUAUCUCCUCCCUAGCUUGAGAAACAGGAAAUGUAUUAAACAAUUAACAGGUGAUAUAAACCCCUCCUCUCUCUGAGCUCCCCAGUCUGUAUCUAAAUAAACCCAAAAGGAAGGGAGGGAGUGUGACACUGACAGGUAACAGAGCCAGGAAAAGAUUACGAUAAGUAUGUCACCAAUGGGUUAUUUUUCUGGCUAAACAUGGCAGCAUCAGUUAUGGGUACUACCCAAGCGCCAAAGAAGGGAGGAAAAGAAACAGGCACCUUAUAUAAUGCAAAAGAACAUAAACUUUAAUAUUCACGCGAAGCCACCGAGGCCAGAACCUUUCUCCCAAACCUGGCGUUAUUUGAGAAGUGAGAUCUUGUUUAUAUAGUUUGAUAAAUGUGAGGACCAAAUGGCUGCCAUCCAUAAUUCCUCAGACACCUCCACCCUAAAAGCCCAGGAAAUGGUGGCUCACCGUGCAUGCGCGAAAGCUCUGGGGCCUUCUACAUAGUUGCAGCACCCAUCUUGGGAAUUGCUGCAAUCCGUAAAAAAACGGAGGGAAGAAUGCUGCAAUAUCAAUGAUAACGGAGGAUUCCCCGAUGAAAAAAAAAAAAAAAAAAAAGUCAAAUCUAAAUAUGCUUAUAUUACAAAUACUGCAAUGCACGAGCCCUUUAUCCAAACAGGACAUCUGGAAACAUUCCCUUUUAGGGCUCCUGCAGAAAUAUAAUCCUACGGCUUAUUUUUAGCCAUCAGGGAAAACCAAAACAAAUGGGCCUGGAAUUAGAAAAAGUUCAAAGACUGCCUCCAGAAUCUCAGAAAAUCACGAUCUAAGGAACUGCUCAGAACCAAGAAUGGCUUCCCAGACUCCCCUAACAGAUUUGAUAAAUAAAAAGACUGGGCAGCUCAUAGAGGAGGGGGCUUAUAUUAGCGGUUAAUGGUUUGAUCAUUCCGGUUUCUUAAGCUGGGGAGGAGCUACCCAUAAGUGACGCAGCCAUUUUUAGCCAGGAAAUGUAUUGUAUCGCCACACCAGCGCCAAUAAAUCUUAAUUAUUUGUUUUAAAGAAUGUAUUUAAAUCUAUUCCAGUCACUGUCUUCCCCUGUGCACUGACACAUUUAAUGUGUGUUUAUAUGCAUGUGUCGAGAUAUUUAUAUAUAGGUAUCAGCCCUCGGAAAUGUUUUAGAGGCAAUAAUUAGAUUUUUUACUUGAUACCAUGUUCGGGUAAAUCUGUAUCAAUUCAAUUCUUUUGUUUGUAAAUUAAAACCCUAAAUAUGCUUCUCUCAAACCUAGUGUCCAGAGGGAGAUAGUAAAUGAAUGGUACAGAUGUCUCUAAAAUAAAAACCUUUUUUUUUUGUCAUGCUGUGUCAGUACUUCCUGUAAAUAGAUAUUUAAUGGAACACAAGUCCUGCUGCAGCUACUGAGAGCGGUGUUUUGUUACUCCGGACAAGGAGAAUGAAUGGUUUGCUACACGGCUAAUAAAAGGGAAUCUCGGAAUUCACUCAGAGGGUACUUCAAAUGGAAGAUCAAAAUAUUUGAACCAGAAAGAUUCUCUGAAGUCAGCUAUACUUCCAGUUUGCCAACUCUGGCCUAAAGUCUGUCCCUUUAGGAAAUAACACCUUAUGCCAGGGCCAGAGGGAAGAGAGAAUGUGAGAAUCUGCCGCUGAAAUACAUUUAUUAACAUUGCAAAAAUAAAACAAGAAACCAUGACAGAGGCUUGGCAAUACGGGACAAGGUGGGAUUUAAUCUAAGCUCAUGUCUUCUUCCUCCUCUUUCUUUUCCUUCGAGUCUCGCUCUUUCUGGGAAGAACUGCUCUGCAUGGCUUUUGCAAAAGCUUCAAUAUCUGAAAUGAACAGAACA